This is a messenger RNA of Xyrichtys novacula (pearly razorfish), 66667 nucleotides long. The record is from the annotation of a GenBank genome assembly. NCBI's taxonomy places the organism in Eukaryota, Metazoa, Chordata, Actinopteri, Labriformes, Labridae.
AGAUGUGAACAGGUAAAGUUUAUUUUUAUAACACCUUUCAAAAACACAUUAGAAGGUUCAAGGGCAACAACAUUACAAAGUUUACAUUUAUGAUGUUUUCACUAAUAACAUUUUCAACAAAUUAAAGCAGACAGGCAGGUAAGACAAAACAAAUUGGUUUUUAAACUGUUUUUCAAAAAGGUCUAAAAUGUUCACAGUUCACAUGUUUCAGUAAAGACAGACCUCAAAGUUUGGAGCCACAACUCCAACAUACAGUCUCCAUUAAUUUUGAGUUUGGUCAGAAAAAUACAACGCACGAUCAGAGGACCUCAGAGUUUUAAAAGACUGAGCACCUUUAUUCACCCUGUUACUGUCAUUUUUAAUGUUAAUAUUACACAGCUAACAUGUCAGGGGACCACUGGCUAAAGUUUGGGACAUGUUCAAGACCACGUGGAGUUUAGUUCAUGUUUUCAUUGCCCCAAACUGCCUUUUGAAGGUUCUGUGCUAUGUUUAUAUGCUGGUCCGUCUGAGCUCUCUCCACCAGCUGUCAGUUUAAAAAAAGCCCUUCUGAAUCCCUGGAGUAUCAUGUUGUUCAUAACAUGCAUGUUGAAAGAAUCACUCAUAAACACUUAAACUGAAUUCCUUAUACUGCAUUUUCCACUUUAACCACAAGGGGUCAUAAUUACUUUUAAAAGAGUCUUUUGCAGGUAUAGGCUGGUUUCCUGAAGCACAGUGACCUAUAGUCUGGGGUGAAGAUGUUUGAUGUCUAACUCUGUGAGAGGUAUGGAGUCAAGAUUUUAGGUUGACAAGUAUUAAUAAAACAAGAAAAAUAUAAUUUAAUGUUAUUAUAAAGGGAAUCAGUUACCAAAAUAAACAAUUACAGUAGCCUACAUGUUGCGUUGUGUUGUGUUAGCAAGCUAUUCCUCUACUUAAAAGUACAAAUAGCAUAUUUUGUGUAAGGUGAAUCAAACUUUUAAUGAGAUACAGGACAUUACUAAAACAAAUGUUACAGGUAGGACUAGAUUUAGACCCAUACACUAUAUGUAUGUAUGGGUAUAUGUUUAUAUUAGUUUAAUAGGGAUAUGUUUAUGUAGGCCUAUGUUUCUGCAUGUAGAAACGUAGUCUCACUACUUUAUUCAAUUUACAGCAUAAAUAUGUGUUAUUAUGCAACUACACGGAUAAAUGACUGAGGGUGAUUGAUGAGUGCCAGUAAAUUGUCCCUACUAACAAUGCUAUCUAUCUAUCUGUCUGUCUGUCUGUCUGUCUGUCUGUCUGUCUGUCUGUCUAUCUAUCUAUCUAUCUAUGUAAGAUAAGGACACUUUUUUACAGGGGCUGCCAACUUAUACACAAAUAUAUGAUCUAGUACAUAAACUCAUGUGUAUGUCAAAUAUUUUUGUGAUUAGAAUGAAUUACUCUGAGCUGCGAUGGUGGAAUGACAUUGUUGAAUUGGUGAAAUCUUGUUCCUACAUUACAGUUUUUCUCAAUCGCUUUGGUACAUUCCUCACAUCACUCUUAACAUUUGCACAACGGUUAGUGCAUUUCUCAGAACAAUUAGUAGUACCAACUGCAAAACCUAGUGGAUAACCUGCAAAAGUGCGUCACUUGCUCAAAAUGAAUAGUUGAUUCCUGAAAAGCAAGUAUUCAUGUCAAUGAAACUGUCUGUGUCAUCAAAAUAAUUAGUCCCAACAUCAUUGUUUAUGAACACGACAGUCAAAUGGCUUUGUCAUGUUUUCAUUGACAGUUCAUUCUCUCUGUGUUUUCCAAUGCAAAAAAGUCUGACCUUGGUGACUUUUCCUGAAAAUGCUCAAGACAGCACUAUACACUACCUGUACAGCCAUUUGAAAACUACAGUAAAGUUACAUUACUGUAUUUAGUGGGGUAACUGAAUACAAGACACAUGUAUGUUUCACAUAUUUACUGUAUAUGCGCUUUGCAAUUCUACAGUAUUGUGCAAAAAAAAUAAAGUCACUGUCACUUAUUUAGGACAAACAUAAGAAAUACCAUUUUGGUAGAACUGUGCACAAAUGUAAACAAUAUAACAGUACAUAUUACUGUAAACUGAAAAGAAAUUAUUCCUGGACAUUCACAGUGGUUCUCCCUAUAUUUGGUAACACCCGUCAACCAGCCUCAGCCAUAAUGAGGCCAUCAUUGACAACAUGGUCCCCAAGUGAAGCCCUAAUUUCAUCAGGGAUUUGCCUACUUCACCUCGUCUUCCUUUGCCCCUGUUUUGUCCCUUUCCCUUUCCUCCCCGCAUUCUCACCCCUCCUCCAUGACGCUGACCUUCCAUUUUUGUGUCACAGACUAGUAGAAAUGGAACUCACUAUGUGCUGCUUGGUUUAUAUAUGCUUGCCAAGUGAGGGUUCAUGGGAUUCAGCUCUGAGUGACUGUGGACAAGUGGCUUGUCAUUGGUUACAACUAAUGCUUCACACACCUCCUCAUGAGAGAAAGCUGAGGUUCACUUGAGAGCAAUUGUUCAAUUUAGGAAACAUAUUCAGGAAAAAAAUUGAUUGAGAAAUUUAUUAAAUUGUCUUAAUAGAUUUUGAGAACUUGUUCAACAAUUUUGUAUGUAAUGACUCAAGCAAUGAAAUGAGGACUACUAGUUAUAUAGAGAAUGACUAUUCAGCAUUCAGAAGUAUAGUUCAUUUUGACUGACAUGACAGAAGCAAAUGAUAAUGUUAUAAAACAGCAGAGAACUGUAUGAAAGUAACUCAUACAUGUCCAAGAGCAUUUGACACUGCUAUGAUGAUGUGCACAAAUGACUCAAUGUUGUGGAGGUUGAACUAAUAGGUGUGAGAACUACCAUUCUGAUCUGAGAAAUGCACCUAAGAGACUGAAAAAACUAUCAUUUGGGGCCAAUCGGUGAGCCAACAUAAGCAAAAUAAUCACGUUGAAUUGUCCUCAACGGUUAUUCGCAAAGACAGGCAAUAACAAAGGUGGGUGUAACAGCUCAAACUCAAUUAUAUCCUGAGGCACGCCGUAUUUGAUAUCAAACCACGUUUCCCACAAUGCCUCACUCUCCGUUGCACGUGUCAACGCGGCCAGCAAACCGGAGUGAACGUCACAUUCCUGCAUUCCCUUUUUCCUCUGCCUGGGACGUCGGAGUUAGCUGCUUGUAGACACCUAAUCCUCUUCCCACUUUUCUUGUGGAGAAACACACCCAUGACACGGCGGGUUUGAUCGCGGGAAGUGAACCCAGGUUCCCCCAGGAGUCCGAAGCUCACUUUGGGUAAGGAUUUAUCCCACUUUAAGCCGGUGAAGGUGUCUGUCGUUGGAAAUGCGCUAGCUAUGGUUACCAUAACAAUUUCAGUGAGGAGACGUUGUCGCUCAGUCUGACCUGAUUUUUUGCUUUGUCCUCAGUCGGCAGACCUGUUGAUGCUAGCAAAGCGGCUGCAGAGUGGGUUUUAGCCGUGAAGACUGGCCUGUUGUUUACGGUUAUAUUAGGGAGCUAGCUAACAGUAGCUCCAGCUGGUUAGCCGCAAAGCUUGCGUCACCAUUGUUACCGGUGGUAGUACGCGGGCGAGCACGCGAGGGUGUGGAAGUUCCUCCAGAUGUGGCUUUUUGUGUUUCUGUCAAAGGUGCUUUGUAUUGUGUUCAUGUGGAUGCCAUACGUACCUGUCGCGAUACACUCCCUGGCUAACGGAGACAUACCGUACAGUGCUCGCAUCCCAGACAGCAUGGGCGUGGUUACAGGAGUGCAACAGAAAGAAAAACUACGACCAACGCUGUGAUUGAAUGACUGUGGUUAGCAAACAGGGUCAUCUUGACGAUUUAGCUUGGUUUCUGUUGAACAAGAACCGAGCAGGAGUGACCGGAGUAGAGUUUCAGAUUGUUGUAGUAUGUCAGCAUGCCCAUGGAAAGGAGCUGAGCUCGCUGCAGCUCAGCAGUCAGUCAGCUGUUGACCUCAACAACAAAGGAAGGAUCACAGCUGCUUCUUGUCACUGGCAGGGCCGAGGGAAGCAAAAUCAACUCCAAACUUGUGUCAAACAUAGCGCGAUCGUUUUGUAUGAAGUAGAAGCUGAUUACUUAAGUUUGUUUGGUGUUUCAUUUGCUUCAUGUGUAUUUUACAAGUUCCUGAUAUGGCAGCCUCCACCCACUUUUAGCACUCACUCAUUCGUCACUCUCUACUAGGGCUGGGCGAUAAAACGAUAACGAUAUAUCUUGGAAAAUUACUGAAUUACCGUAUAUUCUACCGAUUACUCGAGUAAUUGGACCCAAACGUCAGACUCACAUAAAGUUAGAUUUCCUAUAGCCCCACAAUGAAGGCCAGAAAUAGAGAAAUAGACUAUAAUCACAGAACAAGUGUGUGCAUUAGUGGAUUGCAAUGCUUGUAAGGAAGCUAAUUAUGAUAUUAACUUUAAUCAUGCCCCUUAAGACAUCAGUGUCCGAGAGCUGAAUAGCCUCUAUGUUACCUGCUUCUGUUACGACACCAGCAAUGUUCGGCUACAAGCUAGCAUUAAGAGAAGUGUGCAGAGUUGCUAGGUUGGCAACACUGCAAGAAAAGCCCCUCUCGUCAUUUAUUUUUUUCUGCUCCGCAAAACCUAAACAGUGCUUACUCCUCCUUCUACCGCGGUGAUGUAACAGUGACGCUUUGAGCUUAUAAACCAGUACGCGAGGCAGAGAAAAUUCCUCGAUCAUUAUUUGCAAUCGAGGUAGUCGAGGAAUUGUUUCAACCCUAGUCAAUAUCCUUUUCAAUUGUCGGACUUCUGCUGUGUUUUGGUAGACUGUAGACUACUAAGUAGCAAACAACUGCGUAGUAGCAGCCUGCAGCUACAUGCAAUUAUAGCACUUUAACAGGUGAAGCCGACAGCACUGUCGGUGAGAAUAAAAGAAAAGAGUGCUACUACCCCCAGCAGAAAUGUAGAUGAACGCUCAACAGAUGACAACAUCGUCGACAACACUGGCACAAAGACCUCACAGAUGCAGCAGCUUAUUGUAUUACAAAAGACAUGCUACUAAUAAGCACUGUUAAUAAGUAUAAGAAGUAUAAGAGUAUAAGAUUGACAAGUGAUUUUUUUUAAUAUCAUGGUAUAUAUCAAUAUCGACUGAUAUGAAAAUAAAAUAUCGUGAUAAACUUUUCCCCACAUUGCCCAGCCCUACUCUGUAGUCUAAAAAUUUCCAAAAAUAAGAGGCAUGACCAGUGGGAGACAAUUCAGACUAGUGUGUUUUUGUCUUUUUAUUUAAGUCAAGUUCACUCAUUACAUUCCUUGGAUUCCUGCUGUUCACAGACUGAUUGGAUCACGGUGACUUUACAGAGGUAAAGGAAUGUUUGCGUGCCACCACAAGUCACACAACAGAGACCCUCCUGAAAGCAAUGAGACCGGAUUUGCCACACAGUAAAUAGAUCAAAACCAAAUAAGCUGGAUUUUCUCUCACAGACAGACAGCUUCCUCAGUUAAAGUUGCGUAAGUGAGUUGAUAAUCUAAUGUACCCUACUGAGAGGAAAAUCUCUCCCUUUGAAUGAAGGACUUCUGUUUACUCAAAGUAAUCUUUUCCUAUGUUGCCCACAUUGCUAUGCGGCCUCAUCAUGAGGCGUAUGCUGGUUUAUCGGUCUGCUUAGUUGCAAGUCAGGUUCAGCCAGUGUUUCAUCCUGUACCUGAUGUGCAUAGUAUUAUUUAACUUGGUGUGUUUGCAACCUGAACUCUGCCUAGAAUGGUGAAGUUAUGUAAUAACUCAAUUGCCCAUUGUGAUUGUGGAAUUGUCAGACAUGUUCGAUAUUCACAAAUCUAUUAUUUAGUAAUUGAAUGUCAUUAGCCCUUUUGUAACUUUACAUGGGCUAAGAUGUUAACACCCGAGGAAGAUGUUUAUUACUACAUGCAAUGACAUGAGUGCUGAUUCCAAAACAUGUGCCUGUAUUAACGGAAAAUUAUAGGAUACAUAGAAGUGUGUAAGGAUUUGAGAAUGUAAGGAAUGCAAACACAUCCUCCUGUUGACAGUUUUAUAGCCAACUGUUAUCAAAACAAGAUCCGAGAAAAUAUCUGUUUUUGCAAGACUGUACCUUUAAAUUAACUGAAGGUAGUUAGGGCAUAGGAACAAAUUUGUGCUUUACUGGAAAUGCGGUCUCCAACUAACUUUUGAUCAACUUAAAAACAGGCAAAGAAGUUGAGUUGAGGUGGCGGGCAGCUACAAAAUGCCCUCUCUUCAGUCAGCUUAUUUGCUCCUAAGUAUGCAAAUGUAUACACAAUAAUGAGCCUAAAUGUAGUCAGAACCAAUGAGUCAUAAAGAGUGUCACACCCUGUUCUGUUUUCUGUGGAUAAAGAAAGAUGACAGUGAGACCAAAACUGUUCUUUAAUUGUAUCUGCGUUCAAACAUAUAUAAAUCUCCUGGAAUUAGUGAGAUUUCUUGGGGUUUAGGAGCUAGCUUCAGGUAGACACAUAAGGACUGCAAUUUUUUUGGCUAAUUUUUCAACACCAGAGGUUACUGCUUGGUCUUAUUCAGAUCCUGAGCUGAAAUAUUUUGCUUGUUGUUUUGAUUUUUUUUCCUCACAGACUUCUAAAUUUAUUGAACUAAACCACAGGUGUUUCAUGUAGUCCUUUGAUACCCGGUACAGGCUGUGCUGUAUUAAAGAGCUGGUUCAUCACAUCAUUGUUGAAGCGUUAACUAAAAAAAAAACAAAUCCUCUCCUGUCAAAUGAAAUAUCGGAUCUGUCAUUUAAUCUCUGAGGUGAUAAGUAGUGAUUGAGCAAUAAGUCCUCCACUUGUCACGAAGCUUUGAGAGAUAUCAAAGCAGCUCAAAUCCAAUUUCAUCUGAAAGUUAAAGUUCAGGCAACUGAAUGUGAAAAACUAAAAUGUAUAUUAGUGUUGCUUUUAACUGACUCCAAAUCCAGGCCCUGUUUUGGAGGUCUGCAGACACAGUGCGGUGUCAUCAGACCAGCGAUCUGCAGACAAUCUGCAGACUGCACCCCUGGCGUAUUUGAGAUCUGCAUUGAUGUGAUGAUUGAGUCUGUGAGGUCUGCCCUCAGAGGUCAAACCAAGAAAGAAAAGAAGUCAAAGAAUGAUCACAGAGAAGCAGGAAAUUAUGUCAGUAUCAUGGUUUAUUGAAGAAGCAGCGUAAUUCCUUAUGCUUUUACAAAUGCAGAGGGGUAGAUGGGGGGUGGACCCGGCUAAACACAUGCAGUGUUUUGUAGGAUGUGAAAGAGUAAGAAAAAAAAUCAUGUUAUAGAGAGAGUGGGAGUAGCCUGCAGAAAUCUGGAGCACCCUGACUCAGCCUGCAUAGCAGAAACCUAGCCUCAUUUCAGUGGGAACUGCUGCUCAUUACAGUGCCUGAAGUGUAUGGAUGAGUGGGUGGGGAAUUGAAGAGAGGUAACAGACUAAAGGAAACAUACAGGAGCGCUAUAAGAAGAGAGAUACAAGGAGGAAGGUUGAGACUGAAGACGUAAAAGCAGUUCUUUUUCAAAUUUCCAAGUCUGUGUUGUAUGAAAACAAGCAACUAUGGGACUGUUGUGGAAGUUUUGGUCUUUCUAUGGCCUGCCUUUUGUUCUCCCAAAUCACAUGUUUUGUCAUCAUCUCAUGUGUUCAACCCUAACCGGCCAAUAAUAGCCACAACAGCUCCGCCACACACUGGCCUUUGUUGCCUCUCCUUUCACUUUUGUGUUGCUUUGAGGCCUCCGAUGUUCUACAUACACCUCACCCAUGUUGUGAAGCCCGUGAGCUCUUCACACACUCUUGUUUGUGAAAGAGAAUUUCUGUAUUUGUGUAAGUGAGUGUGGAUUUGGACAGAAAGGCAUUGUCUAGCUAUUGUCCCAAACAGUUUCACAGUAUUGCACAUGCCCAGUCUGUUCCCAUUAGGUCACUACAGGGGCAUAGGGGCACAAUGAGGCUAUUGUUUUAAGUGUACACUGACAUACACAUGCACAUGCACAUUAUGAUGGACCCCCCCCCCCCCCCCCCCAAACUGAGGCAUGAGUAGGCUCUCCUCUACUGCUCUGAACUACUAGAUUCAGCCGACUCCGUAUGAGUAAACAUAUUCAGGGUUUUUCCUGGCUCAAAUUGAGGCGGAGGUGGCACCAUCCUGACCGUGCGCCACGACGUGCAUGUAUUUGUAAAUUCAACCGAUUCACUUUCUUUUACAGGCAACAUACGUUAAGUUAAGAGUUCAAAAAAAGAGUGUGACCAUUAUUAUGUUAAAGCAUUCAUUUAUUAAAACUAUAUACAUACACAAAUCAGCUGGCAACUUUAAAUUGAAAGUACACUUCAUCCACACAUCUCACAACCAGACAGAACAUUUCAGCCUCCUCUUUUUCAUUCUGUAGAACCUCCUCAUGCACUCCUUGUAGUCCAAGGCCUCCUGGUCUGGUCCAUCAACGGCCACCUUACAACAGACAUCCAAGUGCCUCUCCUUCAGUCUGUUCCGCAGAGGUGUCUUCACCUUAAACAAAACAGUUCAUCAUGCAUUAAGUAUUUUUGUUUUUAUUCUGAUACAGACAUGAAGAGUGAUAGUGUUUUCAAUCAUAUAUAUGUAUACGCUGCAGUGUCCUCUCUAAAAAAAAAAAAAACGACAACCAAUUAUUUCUUAAACUAUCUAAAUUAUGUUAUUUAUUUUUUGUAACUUUAUUAGUUGAGUUUUUUUAGGUACUACCAUCUUUAAUAUAUUUCUCCUUCUCUUCUGCUGCUUUGUGAAUGGCUGUCACCUCAUGUCUUUUUAAUGUGUCCAGCCCUUAGUUGGUUGAUGGCUGUCUCACUAAGGAGGCAGCAAUUGCCUGCUGUGUUGGGGCACAGUGCUUUUGGCAUAAAUAGCAGUGCAUGCCUUCCUCAGUAUGCCUGAGCCAGGUAAAUUGAUUGAGCCACUGCUUGUCAAAGCCACUGGCUCUGUGUUUUUGAGAAGAUCUGGAAAGAGGAAUAAAAACCACGUACACGUUGGCUUUGCGUUGUUAUGCUCCUAAUUGAAAACUAAUUAAUUAAUUACCCUCGCCUCGCCGACUCGUCCUGUCCUGCAUUCUGACCCUCGCGAUCACCAGUCCCUUGUGAAGUACUUUCAGACCUGACACAAAUUUCCACGUUGUCACCAACAUGAAUUAUAGCAUUUUAACUGCCUGUUACGUUUUUUCUCUGCUGUGUUUCACCUGGACUCUUGACUUUCCUCCUCGCGAGGUCGCUUUUUAAAGUACUGGCUGAUUUUGCCUGUCAUAUCUGCAACGCUAAAAACGGAGUAAACUUUUUUUUUAAAUAAACACGACAUGCUUGGAUGCAAAAAAGAGAAGCAGUAUUUACCUGUUUGUACCAUCCGCCAGGGAAAAUCAGGACGCCGAUAGCACCAACUAGCGGGAAAAACACUUGAAAAAACAUGAUUCGAUCCGUUUCUUCUUCGGUAGAUGCUUCAAGUCUUUCCGGUGCACUGCUGUUGAUAUAGCGCCUUUAUAGUGGCGAAACGCUGCAACUGCAGUUAAAAUACGUUGCUGCUGCAUCGGGACAUCAAUCGCUCAAUCAACACAGCUGGAGCUUUACGCUGUGUUGAGCGAAAUCAAUCGCUCUGACUGGGGGCGGCACAAAAUUAGGUGGAGGCGGCCGCCACGCAAUUUUGAACGCAGGAAAAACCCUGCAUAUUUACUCACAAACAGCUUGUUAUAUGAAUGGGAAGAAGAUACUACAGCCGGUUUCUUGGAAGUCUGUUUAUGAAUAAAACUAUAAAACCAUAUAGACACACACUCCUUUAUUUGUGUGCAGUGAUCUGCUUGUGGCAGUUACAACUUUCAAGGCAUUAAAAGUUUAUAACAACUGUGACGUCUUGCCCCAGUGUUUACAUGUACAGUAACUCAUGAACUGUGUGUGAUUUUACCCGGUGAAGAAGAGAGGCUUUCAUAUCCUGUCAAUAACCACCCGAGUUCAGCAGUUCAGUUUCGGUUGGGAUGUCUUCGGGCUUUGUGUAGUACCAGGUUCAAUAAGAGUUCACUUCUGAGGAAAACCAGCUUGAGUAAGAGAAAUUUAGCAGGUUCCCCUGUUAGAAAGUGUCGAUGCAAAUCCAGCCCAAGAUAUUUGAAUAUGCACAAUCAUGUACCUGCUCAUCAGACCAAUAAAAACAUGGUUACAAAUGUUCCUUUCUACUUAUUGAACCUUACAGAGGGCUGCUGAGACAAAAAGAGAGGUUGAAGCAACAAAGACGAUAAGGCUCCAAAACUGAAUGCCUGCUUUGCUUUGUAAGGAUUCCUAAUUGAUUUGGGCAGGUUACAAAGGUUUCACUGAUUCAAGCUAAAUGGUGCAAGCCCAAGUAAACAGAGCCACUUUAUCUUCAAAUCCUCACCAGUGUUGUGCAGAGCUUGUGCAUUUUACUAGGGCUGGGGCGAUUCGUCGACGUAAUCGACUACAAAAAUUUGUUGACGCAAAAAAACAAACGUGGCAUGAUGACGUAGACAAUGGCUACUUCAGGUAACAGUGGAAGCAUGGACGGCAAACAAGCUCCACCUAAAGGGGUCGAUUUCACACCUACUUUAACGUGAUCCAUGAGCAGCUCCUCUUAACCAAUGAAUGUGUUCUUCGUGGCUUCCUCGUUCACAUUUCCAAGAUCGCGCUCCUUUCAUUCAAGGAGACAUGCAGGGACCUGUCAAUCAGAUCUCCGCCACCGUGAACGCUGCAUCAUACGCCCUGCAUCCCGUAUGUAAUUCAUUCACUUUGAGAAGCUGUCAGCUCAGAGUUGAAGGUUUCCAGACAACUUUGGAUUGUCCUGUGUUUCUGCUGAGCCUCACAGACACUGGAUUGAUACUUUGACUUUUCAGUUUGGGAUGAUUCAGGUCGGUUUAAGCUAUAAACUGUAUUCAAGCGGUGUUUGUUGUAAAAUGAACAUUUCAGUGAAAGGGAAACCAGCGUGAGAUAUAAUAUUUACGUUGAUAGUCUUUCACAGUCUUGGAGUGAUGCGUUUAGGGCAGCCUCAGAUAAAAGAGUGCUGUAUUUCACACAGAGCUGUUCAGAGAGCCUCAUACAGGAGAGCAUGUAAAACAUAUGAGGACUUUAACACUAGUAUUAGUGGACAUAUCGUAGCUAUCAUUUUUUUUAUUACCAUUCAUUAUUGUUAAAACAAAAAAGUCUGCAGCUUCACUUUGACUUAUUUGGAUGAGCAAACUAAUUACAAAUACUCUCAUAAUGAGCUCAUAUCCACCAUACAAGGUAACCCCCAAACUGCUGGGCUUGCGCCGCAAAAAUCUUCCGGAUUGUUUUUAACCUAAAUGUUUUGUUUGAUUUCAAGAGAUUCUUGACUAAAUUAUUGAAUUCAAUACUAAUAGGACAAGUUUUUACUUGCUAUUCUGGUUAAAUUCAUUGUUAUAUUAAUCGGUUAAUAAAAAAUAAUCAUUAGAAUAAUCGAUAGAUUAGUUGACUAAUCGAAAAAAUAAUCGAUAGAUUAAUCAAUAGGAAAAUAAUCGUUAGGUGCAGCCCUACAUUUUACUGCAUCUCAAAAUGUUUUGAUGUUGAAACCUAGUGUUUUUUUACUCAGCUGUCUGUUACAUAUCUAUCCUAUUCUUCUAGUACACACAAUGACUUUUAAAACCAUGUGCGAGUUUGUUAAGCCCACCAGUCAGUUGUAGACCAGAUUAGCUGUAUUAGCAGCUCACUCUGCAUGGGGUGAGAACAUCGACUUGACCUCCAGCUGGGGGGACUGGGUCUCAUGUUGUGCUCUGUUUGGGUUGUCUGGAUUACGGCUCUUGACUUUUUGGUUGUUGUGUAACCACAUCAUAGUUUGUUGGUGACGGCUCCGACUGAGCUUGGUUUUACUCGGUUUAUGAUUAGUCAUUAUGAAGACAUUAUUUCAAAGCAAGUUCACCAGUAUGUCAGUCAUACUGCAGGUGAAAUCAAUAGAUAUGUUGGGCUAUUGCUUAUUUUGCAAGUUAUUAAUUUUCUCCACUCCUAUCAUGAAGCACAGACAGUAUAGAUUAGUGUUUGCCUCUGCCUCUCACACAAAGAAACAGUGUGCCGUCUCAGUGCCAUGCUGUGUCUGUCUGGCCAGUUUAAUGCGUGCUGCCAGGUUGCUGCUGGCCUUGGGCAUCAUCAUCGUCAUCAUCAUCAACUGGCGUACGCGGUAGAACAGGCUGCUUUGCAUUUUACACACCGUCAUGACACAGGUUGUCACAUGUACCUCAGCACUUAGUUUGGUGCUCUUUUCAGUCAGUGGUGCUUUUUUUCCUCUGUAGCAGUGUGCCUGUAUUGGUCAGAUACAUACAUUUUAGAGCAUACACAUGAAUAUUUCAACACAGACGCUUAAUGCUACUUAAAGAAUGAUGACUGAUGUGGCCUGAUUUAUACAUUUAUGGAUACAUUUUUCAUUUGCAGCAGAGCAGUGAAGCUAAAACCGUGCAGGCAGCUCUUUGUUAGAACAGCUGGAACAGAAAAGGGUGGAGACAGGAAGGAGCAGGGGAGGAGUCAGGAAAGUGGGAUGUGAGGGGAUGAAUGAUGUAGUUUGUGAAGGAGAAAAAGAUAGAGUGGGAUGGCCAGACAAAGGCCAAUGCUCCCACCCACUGGCAACCCAAAAUAAAAAUGUCAACAGUGAGAUGACCAUCACAAGUUAACACACUGCUUCAUCAUAAGACAUGACAAGUGUUUUACAGUCUACCUCUUUUCACACUAUGUUUAAAGGCAUGUGAUAUACGGCAGCUUUGAGAAGAACAGAUUUAUUUUAAACAGUAUGUGGUAUUCUUCAGUAAUGAAAAUAAAGUGAAUGUAGCUCAGUGGUUCUCAAGUCCAGUCCUCAAGCCCCCCACUGUCCUGCAUGUUUUGGAUGUUUCCCUGCUCCAACACACCUGAUUCAAAUGAUCAGCUCGUUAAUAAGCCAUUACAGAGCUUGAUAACGAGCUGAUCAUUUGAAUCAGGUGGCUUGAGGACUGCAUUUGAGAACCACUGUUGUAGGUGGAAGACAAAAAAGAAGAGAGUAGUUUACCUUUUAUUCAUAAGAUUUUGUAUUGAUGGAUUAGUAUAAGCUUGACAAAUGGACUUGGCAUGCAUCAUAGGAGCUUCUUUUCCCCGAGGGCCACUGUUGCUUCUGGAUUUUCACCGAUGGGAGGGGUGACUGGGGAGUGUUUUUAAUUUAUUGCUGGAUUUCCCAAAGGUGUUAGAUGGGUUGUCUGUAUUAUGGCUGUAUAAUUGACCUCAGUUUGUUGUUAUCCCAUUAGGAGUAUGAGUAUCAGUAUCUAACAGGCAACUACUCCUAUGAGCCUUCUCAACAAACAUGGUAUCAUGAAUAAAGCAGUUGUAUCAAACAUGUUAUCAUGACAUAAACAUUUGCAACAAACAUGUUAUUCUGAUUCAGGCAGCUGCAAAAACAUGGAAACAGACUUUCCUUAUUUCUUCUUAUAUCGUACAAACCUUUAUAUGACUGACCCCAAAUACCUGUUUAAGGAAAGAUGAAAGUGAAAAAUGUUUUUUUAUGAGUGCUUCUGCUUUAUCUCCUCAUUGCAUCAGUAUCUCAUAACACACUGCUUUCUCUAACAGCAAGAUGAGACUUGUGUUUGGUUGGUUCCACGCUAUUUGUGUCCCUGACCUUGCAGAGUCAGUUUCACUGUUUGUCAAAGAUUGGAGGGACCACCGGCUUGUUUUUCUUAUUUUUGUUUUUAUUAUGUCAAGCAUGUGUUAACCAGUCUGCAACGUUUUCUCUGUCUGGGUCAGAUUAAAUCUUUUCUUUGAUCUAUCGGUUCCCCCUGUGCGGCUAAUGUUUUGUUGUUUGGAAGAGCCCUGCAGGUUCGGCCGAAUCGCAUGAAUGAACCUUGUAGUUUGUUUAAUCUGCACAUGCAUCUGAAUGGUCCUUUUAGGCACGACAAUAACAAACAAACAUGGUCACAAAAAAAAAUAACAGAGGUCCAGAUAAAAGCUCUUUUCAGGGAUGGAUCAAUAUCUAUUGGUAGCAGUUCCCCCUCAGGCAGUAACUCUAUACAUGUCAAGGACGGAGGAGGACAUCUGGCUGAGCUGCAGACACCACCAUUAGGCAUCAGAGGGCUGCAAACUUCCAGACUACUACUUCUCCAUUCAUUUGCACACUGCUAUUUUUCAGGGGGUUCUGCAGCUGUCACAUCAAUAAGCAUGAAUGAAAGUAAAACUGCCACAAAGCUCUUAUAGCUUUACAUGUGGAAGUUGGAGUGGAUGAAUAUACACAACAGAUUUCAAAAUGUCGAAACCACCGACUGCAACUCCUGUUUUGACCCUGCAUGUGAAUCUAAACUUCCCUAACACUACAGAAAAUCAAUAUUAAUGCCACAACAAGCCUUGCUAGAGAAGACUUAGUGCAGGGCUGUUGAAUGAAAUUACACAACAUUUCCCAGGAGCACUUUCUUAACUAUAAAAAGCAUACUGUACAGUCAGAUAAAUUCAGACUCUGACUGUGCACAUCGCAACAGUGCACAGAAAACUCAAAAUAGAAGGUUAAAUAAACUGUCAACUUAUUAAGCAUUUAUGCCUGGGUGUAUCUUUCUGCCACUUCUGUAAGGAUCACUCUCACAAAUAGGCCUCAGAAUCUGUCGAGAUGGAUUUUCUUGUGGUCCAAUUUUGAGGCCACAUUUGGUGGCAAAUAGACAAGUAGACAAAUAGUUCAAAUUUUGAGUUGGGUUUUGCCCUAAAAAGUUCAAACUUUUGAUAACAAACACAAGAAGUCAUGAAUCCGUACAGAAAAGUUUAACGUGUUCAGAUUAAGUUAGUGCGAAUAAUAGUGCCUGCAUACAUGUGCAUCUUGGUUCAGAUACAUGUGCAAAAAGAUUGUGCCUUUAUGUUGUACGAUACAUGCAACAGCCCACAAUGUUCUGCAUCCAGUGUGCUGUUGGUAAAUGUAUUACUGUUACAGCCAGAAGUACCACUAAUGCUUCUGUUGUUAGCUUACCUUAACCAGGGCAAUCAGCGUCUCGGCAUCAAUGUAUGCGUGGAUUAUACUACUGCCGACAGUAGGUCAGAUUAGGACUUGUUGACCCUGCGACGUACUAUUCAGAGAUUAGAUUAGCUCUAUUUGUAUGUAAAGGGUUGUGAUUAAUAGGGAGAGUCUGCGGUGCUUAAAUAUCCUGAUCAGAUCCCGGGUUCUUGCUCAGCAGGGGCUCAGGUGCUGGCCUCUUGCUGAACCUGAAGUGUUCUUUUUCAUUGGAUAAUUUUUCCUCUAGUAACUCAGGGACAUUGGUCUUUGAUUAGAUGUACAUAGGUGAUUCUAUUCUUACUUGACCUGCUCUUGUUUAAUACUACUUCAAAGUCAAGCAGUUAGAGACAUUGGAUUUAAUAUGAACAAAUCGACUAAAGACAGGCCUUAUGUACUCACCAUGAUCACAGCAUUAGUUAUCCUGGUGGCCGACCCAAAACAAAGGGUUUAGACUUGUGUGAGGCUGACUUGUUGGCUGUAAAUGCACAGGGCUCCCCCUGGGUGAGUCCCCAAGGCUCAGCAGAUACCAUUCUGCGUGCUCCAGGGCCGCAAAUCCUCUUUGCAUGGCCGGUGAUCAAGCCAUGAUGUAAAGGAGCUUAGUAGCAAUAGACAGGCAGGCAGGAAGGAAGCUGUUUCCCUGUUGGCCAGGAGUCAGGUGAUCAAAAGCACAUACACAGCACCGACAGGAGAGAGAGAGAGAGAGAGAGAGAGAGAGAGAGAGAGAGAGAGAGAGAGCAGGGAAGAGGUAGAAAAACAAGGAGAGAAAUGGACGCGUACAGGUUUAUGAAUGACAACACCAGAGGGAGUUUGGGAAGAGGAAUCAGCAGAGAUGAGUCAGAGGUUUUUCUAAAGAUCGAUUGGUUGUAAUCCAGGUGAAAACGCAAGUUUGGCCUACUGUAGCUCAAACCAGUACAGUCUGCCUGUAAGCAUGCUGUACGUACAGGUCUGUGUUGACAGCAGCGGGAUAAUGUGCUUUAAUUGGGUACUUUAAAGUUGAAGAGGACCAAGGUAAGAGAAGAAUCUGUUUUGAAUAUAGUCCCAAACAAAGCAGCCAAGGAUUUUUUUAACUACUCCAAUCACAGAGAGUGUGAUCCAACAUGGAAGCUCCUUUUUUUUAUCUCACCCUUCUCUGCAUCUCUCUUGUUCUUCUCUACAGGUCACUUUCCUCCCUCCCUCCCCCUCCUCCCCUUCCACCUGUCACAGUGCUGGUUGCCAUGGAGAACUCCUCGGUGGCGUCUGCAUCCUCUGAGGCUGGGAGCACACGCUCGCAGGAGAUAGAGGAGCUGGAGCGCUUCAUUGACAGCUAUGUGCUGGAGUACCAGGUGCAGGGGCUGCUGGGAGAUAAAGCAGACGGAGAGCUGGAGUUGGACAACAGUGGCAAGGUGCCGCAGGUUAGACUCUUAUUUGGUAAAAAGUUAUAGCUAUGUUUGAAGCAGUUUCUGGUUUGUAUUUUUCUAAAUACACUGGAUUUGAAGGAACAGCUCAGUUGUAUUGUGUUUGUAUCUGGACAGUUAUUGGAGCACAUUCAUUGACACUGCAGCUGCAGAAGCUUCCAGUUAUUGACUGUUUUUUUUGUGUGUUUUUGAUGCACGGAUAUACCGCCACUCAAAAAUGAAAGCACCAUUUCUUCAUUUCUCUCCUUCAGUGGACUGAUGACUGUAACAACAAGAAAGAUGGCAGCUGGACAUCUUCAAGAGGAAGAGGCUCAUUCAAGCCAGUAAGUGUGUUUCAACACUUCGCCAAGUCAACAGAAGUACAUCACUGAAUUAAAGCUUGAAGUAUUGUGUUUUUGAAAAUAGGGGUGUCCCGAUAUGAUAUUGAUAUUGGGUAUCGAUGCGAUAUCAGCAAAAAAACGAAUAUCAGAUUAUACCUCCGAUAACAGCACUCUGAUACAAGCAGUCCAUUCCAGACUCCGCUCCGGCACCUAUAUCUAGCAGCGCCCUGAUCUAGCAAGCUGAGCCCACAAAAUCACAUCAACGGUGUGUACGAGGAUACGAAUAAAGUAGCAAGGAGUAAGAGUGAUGUUGGCCUUGUGGCAGUAUUUUUAAGUCCGAAAAAGACAUUGCAGCUAAAUGAAAAACUUGUCAUGCACAGUUUUGUGCCUGUAUCGCUAUCGGUCAAUAUUGAAGGCUACAAUAUCGGUAUUGUAUCGGGACACCCCAAGUUGAAAAGGCAGAGAGAAUUCUGAGAACAACAGUGUUCCUUAACAGAUAUUUAUGAAAACUUGCAGUGUUUACUGCUAAUUUUACAAACAUAGCUAAUGAGCAGGUUGUUAAUGUCAUCAGACAGUGGUUUAGCUAUAGUUUGUAGUGUUAGUCCCUGGGCUACACGGUCUUUUGCUUUAUUACAUGUUUCUAUCUUUUGUUGUUUUUUUUUUUUUAAAUGAAGUUGGAUUUAGAUUAUGGUUUACAAUCCUUUGAGGCAGAGAUGAUGAGGUUUUCUGCCUUUCUCUGUCCUUCUCAUGUUGUUUUCUUUUAAUCUUGAAUCUUUCCAACCUGAUUUACUUUACCAUGUGUUGCUGCAAUUUCUGCUGCUCCACCCUGACCAUCCUUUGAGUUGGCAUCUGUCUCCUCACUUUAAUCCUUUCUUUAACUUUCUGAGGAAAAAAACCUCCACUGCAUUGACCCAACAUUGAUGAAACAGGACAGCAGAUUAGAAAAUAAUGCCUUACUGUGCAGAAUUAUAGAAUUGAAACCUCUACUGUAACAUAUAUAUUACAUCAGCAACUAUUAGAUACACUGUACAUGUGGUGAAUCAGCACAAAUGCCCAAAUUCCUGAGGCACUAAGGCUAGCUUUUUUUUUUCCUUUCAUGUCUUUGUUUAUGAAGUUCCUUCUGAUGUUCACAAACCAAAGUCUGACUCAAAUGCCUGACCCUGAAGCUGCUUCUACCAGCUAGCCUUGAUUCAGAGGGUGCGCUGGCUUUUACUAGUGUUUCCAAAGGUGGUGAUCGAUGCUGGUCACCUAAAACUACAAGACUAGGCAGGCCUAGAUCUAACCUGCACAGGCGUGUGUUUACCCUCCACUUCAGCCUCGUCUUCCUCUUUGCUCAUCUGCCAUCACUGAAGCAUUUCAUUAACUUUAGCUUAAAUGUUCUGCUCAGAGCUCUGUUGAUUUGGGCUGCACUCUUCCUCUCCAUUAGGUGUUUAUUUGAAUGAUUAUGAGAGUGUAACAUAGGCAUAAAGCGGUGCAUGGCUCGUUUGCUUGCUUUCUUGCUUGCUUGCUUGCUUGCGGUUGAUGCAGAGCAAUGUUACACCUACAUCAGUUUGGUUCCGCACACAAAUAUUUGCGUUGACAUUGUCAGAUGUAGGGAAAGUAGCCAAAAUAAUAAAUCAUUAUUGGCAUCCUUUUGUUGAGGUACCAAGCGUGCCAAUCCCUUUAGGGUGGAGCUCAAACAUUACAAUCUAUUGACUAAAAGAGGAGGAGUAGGGAAGAUCGUGCUGGAUUAUAUCUCUACUAGCUCGAUGUUUUUUGAUCUGUAGAAUAGAUAUGCAUGAAUUCAGGUUUAGUCUUAUCAGGAAACAAUCUGCUGGGUGCCUAUUCAAACUCAGACACCAGCUGAGCAGUGGGAAAGUAGAGGAAGAGAUCACACUGGAAGAAAUAUUUCCUAAAACCUGAUGUUAUGGAGUUAUUUGGUUAUUAACAUAGCUAACCUGCAGCCAGUGUGAUUUUUUUAGACUCCAACAAAGGAUAAAGAACUGAACAACUGUCUUGCAUUUUGUAAAAAAAAAAAAAAACAGUUCCUUUUUCCCACAUUAGGAUUAGGCUUUUGCUUUGCAAAGCAUCCUGGGUAUGCACCCAUGCUUUGCUUUCAUGCUUAUGACAUAAUCAUUGCUGAUUCAAAGCCUACAUAGCCCUCAACUGAUCAUUUUGUUCUGUUUUAGAGCUCUAUGCAUGGCUCAUGGAAAAACAUUGGCCAGCUUUCUAUUCUCUGGAUUUUCGGUGCAUGAGACAGACAUGAGAUUUGCUGUCUAGUGUACAGGCCUACAGAGUGACUGGUCAGAUCUGUUAUUUAGGAUUAGGAUGCAUGCCGAAAUGGAAUUAUGCAGCCAUCAUUUCCUGUCUGAAGUGCCCAACAGUACAGUUGGCUGUGGAAACACAAGGAAGGCACACCAGAAGUGAAUUGUACUUAAUGAGAAGUGUUCUGAAGUCAGAAACUGAAUAAUCUUAAAUAAAUUAUCAGUCAGUCUGCCAAACACCUGUGCGUGUGUGUAUCUGCGGUGCUGUGCCAUGUUAGGACUCUUCAGUCUGCAAUGAGUGUUAUUGCUCCCCGGAGUUUCAGUGGUAUGAUUCAUCAGGAAGUGAGUGGUGAGGGAGAAAUAGCAGGGAUACAGAGCAAAGUGAUAAAGAUAUAAAGGAGAUGGAAAGAGAGAGAGAAGGGAGGGGGGGACUAAAUGUAGUUCAUCAAAUUGGAUCAUUUUAACCACAAUAUUUGACACAACUGAAUCUAACAUGGCAAAAAUGAGAGCCAUCGUCGCUGCUCCACAGACAUUGGUCUAACUACUUCGAGUACUUGUAGAGGGCCGAGUGUAGAGUGCUCUGUGAUAAGCAACAGAGUACAAUGCAGUCUGUUGUUACACUCCUUACAUGCAAAAUUUCAGCCUUGUUCCUCAUCCUCUCAUGUUCCUACAGGACGAGUGGGAGCACAGCAGUAACGGCAGCACAGGUUCCAGGCCCAGUUCAGGAUCCAGACCAGGAUCAGGUUCCCGCUCUGGCAGCAGAGGCAGAAACAACCAGUUCAAAUGCCCAGCUAAGGUACAAAUACAACCGUGUGUUUGUUUGCAUCUAUUCUCACCUCUGUAUGAUAUUAAAGGAAUUUUUGAUAGGAACUCUGAGGGAUUUAUACUGUGACUACAUCAUGAACAAUGUGGGCAUCUUAGGAAAUGUUCCUCUACUUGGAACUUGACAAGAGAUGCUCACCUUAUACACUUCUUUUUUCAUCACUGUCUUUUUCAUUUGAUGAUACUCAGUAAGUACACUAUGAAGCUGAGCGAGGUUCCUGUUUCAAUAGUUUUGUAAUCAUGUGAUGGUUUUGAGGGGACUUUUUGUAGUUGUGCUGAAAAUUUCUGUCUUGGUUUUUUCUUUUUUGCCCAGAACGGAAACAGAGAUGGCUCUUUUGACAUCCUUGGGACAGAUAUAUGGGCCGCAAAUACAAUGGACUCACACGGGUAGGUGCCUUUUAAUUCCACAAAUUAAAAGCUCCUGUGAGGAUUUUUUUCUGUCUCAUGCAAUGAACUGAAAUGACUGCCUGACUGUUGGAUAUUUUCCAAAUUUUAAGACACAUUAAGGGACACAGAAUGACAUUCAGUCUGCUAAAAAUGAGGUCCAACCAUAAUUUCUUGAGCGCUGCUUUGAAACACAUCCUUAUUUUUUUAUUUUUGCUAUUGCUGACUUCAGUAUGACUUUGCUCAUAUUAGCCACAAUCAUAUGACACUGAUUUUAUCCUGACGUGUCAGAGACAGUAUUUUCCUACUUUUUCAUUACGGUCCAGAUUUCUUUUUGUUUUUGAUGUUGGUAUCUAAAGAAAAAAUAUGAGAAUGAUAAACCUUCAGAAAUCUGGUUGAGUGAACUCUGUCCUCUCAUUGCACACCGACUCUUAGGGGUUAAGACGCUUCCUACUAAAGCCCUGGGGCCUCAUUUAUCAACCGUGCGUAUGUGUGCGUAAUGAGUGCGUACGAACAUUCCCACGCGAAGUCUGGAAUUUAUCAACCUGUACUUGUGCUUAGGAACAUGCGUAAAUUUAAGCACAACUCUGACCAUGCGUACACACAAAACCUAGUGGUAGGACAGUGAAACUACAAACUGAACCCAUUACAGGAGUCACAGCGUUCCGCAAUCUCAAACUUCACACGUUCUCUGUUGCCUCUGUACAAAAUUUAUCAAUUAGUAAUUUAGCAGACAUUUUGAAAGAUUGGUGAGACAAGCUAUAAAAAUCAGCUGUGACAGGACAACCUCAAAAGAAGUCUUACAAGUACAAAUACAAGUAUCAUGGUUUAUUUUGCGCUAUUUGAGGACUUGGAGAACCGUGCUGAUCUGUUCAGUGAGAACAGCAGCAUUCUCAGCAGGUACCGCUUCCCCCAAAACAUUUUGAUGGAUUUAUGCCGCGAUUUACUACCCGUGUUGGAGCGAGAGACAAAACGCACCAAAGCCAUCCCAGUGCACAUCCAGCUCCUGUCCACCCUAACCGGAACAUUUCAGCGUGAGAUUGGAGACAUAUGCGAUAUUUCGCUGCCAACGCUAAACAGAAUCAUACCGGCAGAGUUGGAUGUAAUAAUUUCUCUGGCCUCAAUUUACAUCUAGUUCCCAAACGCAAAAAUAAAAUGGGGAUUUCACGCCAUCGCCGUAUUCCCAAACAUAAUUGGAGCCAUAGAUUGCACCCACAUCAUAAUAAAAGCACCUUUACACAGUGAAUUCAGAUUCGUCAACAGGAAAAGAUUUCAUUCAAUCAAUGCACAAAUAAUCUGUGAUGCACAUUUGUUUCUGUUUAACGUUGUUGUCUGGAGAAACGCACGACUCUAUCAGCUCUGUGAGUGUGCACCUCCAUGAUUUCGUGAUUCUGUUGAUGCCAUAUAUGGUCAAUUGAAGGCGUUCCUGAAUGCAAAUGACCCUAACCACGCACGAGCAUGGUAGUAAAGAACAGGUGGGAUUUAUCAUCACCGAUUAGUUAUUGGUGUGGGUACGACUGGUGUCUGGCUGUUUGAUAAAUACAGAUUUUUUUUGUACAUACGCACAUUCUUAAUUUCAUUCCUACGCCAGAAUUUAGAACCUUUUCUACUCACGGUUGAUAAAUGAGGCCCCUGGUGCUUGAACAUCCUGUUAACCAGGUGAGAUGUGUGCGGGAAAUCUUUCUCAACUCCUGUUUGACUACAUGAUCUUUCAGACAAGAGCUAGACAUGAACCUCUGAAAAUAGAAAAAGAAAGAAAAUGAGCAAGACAUAAAUCAGUUACAGUGGAGGGAGGAUCUGGUUGCCACGGUAACAGCUGUGCAGCAGCUUCAGCUAUCUAAGAUCCGGCCACGUUGGCACAUCUGAGCACACAGUGAAGGAGCCGGCACAGUGGGAUGAUGUAAGCAGCCCCCCCUCCAUGCAGUCUGAGAUGAACUGUAGCACAUAUUAAAUUUAGAUAAUGGUGUCUCAGUUUGUGCUCUUCUUACCUGUUGAAGGAGCCCAGUUAAAAAUAGUCAAACCAGUUGUUUGAGUUAAUUUAUAUUUAAAACAAAAAUAAUGACAAGGUCUUGAGCGAUCUACUUAGGUUGUCAAGGCACCAAAAAUUCGCAAUUAACAUGUAUUGAUAUGUUUUAAAGACACUUAUUCGACAUUUUGGCCUUUAUAGACAGGACAGCUGCCGAGAGACAGGAAAUCUGAGAGAAGGUGAAAGCUGUUGCGGUCGAUGUGUCAAGGAUGUGUUUAGGGGUUACUUUCUCUACAGACUGAGCUAAACUGGUUCCCUAAAAUGAUCUUUUUUUAAACUUGGACUCUUGCUUUGACAAAGAGUUCCUCUUGCCUUCAAUUUGACAACAGCCCAGUCAUGACUAUUUAAUAUGACUAUUUUUGAACUGCCCUGUAGAAUUGCCUGGUCAUUCUUUGUGUGUGUUUAUGGAUGCUGGAUGUAUGUUAUCUAAAUAUAUAUCUCUUGCUUUGCAGAGGUGCAGGCUGGGAUGUGCAGCCAGAGAAACUCGACUUCAGCCACUUCCACAGGAAACACUUCAGGGGAACGCCAAAGCACCUGCCUCACAUUGACAGAGAGGGGUAAGGUCACGAUGCUAGCUUUGUACUAAAAUUCUGCUGUAUUUACCUUACUACUCUUUUUUGAUUACAUUCUGUAUACUUAUUUUCAUCCUUGGGAUUAGCACUUAUAGUUGUUUUAAAUCCUGUUGGUUACAAUUCUCUAAAUGGAACAUCUAUUUGUGGAUUUUCCUCUUGCAGAAUGAACAAAAACAAGUAUGAGGAGGAUGACGGCAUAGACAUGAAUGACAUCGAGAGGUUUCUACCUAGUCUGCGUUCUGUAAGUCGAGCUUUUUUUCCUCAGUCGAAGGUGUUCUCAGUGAGUUUCUGUAAUGUCUUAAAUGAAAACGUCUGAUCUGCAGAGGCACUCAUUGUAAUUGUGUUGAUCUGUUCAGUGAGAGGAAACCUCUCACCAAAGCCAAACAAUAUAUUAGUUGUAAAAGAGGGCCCUCCGCUGGUGAAAUGGAAACAUAACAACAGAGCAGAGGCGCUUCACUUACUACCACAGAAAAAAAAAUUCAACUUAAAGUGCUACAUGAAAGUGGAGCAUGGUUAUCUUUUCUGCUGAAUUGAGAAAAUUCUCCAGGAGGUUUUUCUCAGAAAGAUACAACUCACAUGAGAUCAGUCAGUAUGGACCAUGUAAACUCUAUGAGCAAGAUUGGCCCACCAUAAAUUAUCCUCUGCUGACACCUGGUGGUGAAAUGCUGCAAUAAGUUGUAUGAGGCAUGAGAAGCGCACAAGAUGUUACUCUGACCCCUGGUGGUGUGACUGAUGUAUAGCAAUUCUGAACAAGCCAAUCGUGUCGACAGAGCAGCGCUGUGGGCCUCUCUGUUUCUGUUUUGAACUUCUUUAAUACCUUUGUUGCUCACUUUGAAGGAUAUCUACCCAUACAUAUCUAAAAACUGUAUGCUUUUAUAUGUACAGGAGAACCCGUGGUUAAGAUAUUGAUAUUAUGUGCGAGUCAAAGUUUGCCAAAAAAGUGUAUAUUUGUAGUACAAAAUCAACUAUUUCUUUCUCCACUCUCUGAUAAACUGAUGUUGAUUUACCUCGAUGUAAUAUAAACAAAUAAUCUGUCUGAUCACAGAGACUUUAAAAGUCUGAUCGAAGUUGCCAAGUGAUUCUCAAAAUGACGUUACUCUUGGAUUUUUCUCUGAGCUUCCUUACAAUACUUUUGUUUCCCUCUCUUUCUGAAUGUGACAUGCCCGCCUUCAAAUCAGUGAAACAAAGAAUGUAGAAUUGGUUUUACAGCUGUUUUAUGCCUCUGCAGGCAGCACAGCAUUGUGUUUUCAAGGUGAUCUGUUAUUCACUAGAGUGGCAGAGUUCAGUCCAGUUCACCAGUGUCACCCACGUCUCUUCCUCCUCUGGGCCACAAUGUCUUCCAUCUCUCUCAUCGUUCGAGCCACAGCGUCUUCCUCUUUCCUUCCUUUCUUGGCGGCCGAGCGAAACUGCGCUUCUACUCUCAUACUGUUUUAGACGGCCUAGUAGUGCUACCAAGAUGGUUCAGUUAUUGUAUAGUUUCUGAGCCAAGAUUUUCAAUUUCCGUUUAUUCAGUCAAGGCCAGAAAAAAAGAUGGGGUCAGCUGAGUUUGUCUGGUGGCCUUAGGAUCGGAUGUGUGUGGGCAUGGAGACACAGCACGUUCAGAGUCACGGUGUUUGCCACGAUUCCUGUCACUCACAUUCCUUAGCCUUCCUCUCAUUUUACAUCCACAUGUAUUUUUAGUUUUUUUUUUUUUUUUGUUCUGCUCGUGCUGGAUGUUAUGCCCUGACAUCUUUAUUUAUACCCCAAACUUUGCUUGUGGAUUUUGGCAGCAGUGGUUUCAGGCCAGCCACUGAUAUGUCAAUUCUUGUUCUGAUUGUCAACACUCUGCUGAAACUUCCCUCCUUUAGUCCAGAAUUGUACCCAAAACAACUGGAGGGGCACAUAGGAAUCUUUUUUUAAACUUCUGAGUUUGUUCCAAAAAACUAGACCGUUUUGAAACACUUCCAUCAAAGUCAAUGCAAACUUCAUUUGAACUUGAGUGUUUUGCAAUCAAGUUUAUGGACAAACAGAAAAAACUUCCUCUCACUCUGCUGCUUCGAAUUACUGUGCAAAUCCCUCAAAUAACACACCAAAUAUGUGCAUGCAUUUGGCUGGUUGUGAGCCAAAAUACUCCGUCAUCAAACACUGCCAAUGCAAACUCACUCAAUUCUUGGUUCAACAAAAAACAGCUAUUAAUGAUGUAAUAAUUAGAGCAAAAUCAGAGCUGAUUUAUAAUUGAAAUUGUUGACCUAGUAGUUUAAGCAUGCAUUCUAUGUGCUGGAGUCCUACUAUAGUCCUUGCAGCAUCAGUUGCUGGUUCAACUCCCCAGCCACGAUCCUUUGCUGCACAUCAGCCCACACUCUCUACCUUCCACACUUUCUGUCUUUCCAUAUCUGUCCUACUAAAAAAAUGCAAAAGUGCCAGAAAAAGAACCCAAACAAAAAAGUUAAAAGUAGCGACAGGUUUGAGCCUCACAGUUGUUGUGCCGAGCUCCCUCCUUUUAGAAACAACAAUGCAAGAAGAGAGGGAGAGAGAUAGAGAGAGAGAGAUGUGGCUUAUUUCUGAUAAAUGUUCAGGACUACCAGGUCUAAGCUUGUUGAUGCUAGUUGAGUUUGUUCAGAGUCACGGUGGUUGGUUAGUCACAUGCAGACAAAAGUCUGACGGAUGUUUGAUUCAGCUUUGCCUGCGUGGUGAGUUUAAAAUAAAAAAAUCUACAAAAGGAGCGUUGUUUACAGACCCAGAGAAGAUGUCAGACUUCAUUUAGUUUUAAAUAACUGAGAUAUGCGACUGUUACUUUAAGUGUUUAUCAUAAAAAUAUCCCAUAUUUAUACUUACAUAAACAACAGCAUGCCAUUUUCUCGAGUCAUCACAUCCCGCUGAAUGUGCGGGCUUCAUCCUCCCGAGUCCCUGUCUGCUUUCCACACUUGGUGCCAACAGUUGCUUCCUCUUUCCAGCAGCCAGAAUAGACUUACAAAUAUCCCCAGGACAUGGAAAGCAUCUCCUUUGUGUGUAGGUGUGUGUGCGUACCGGGGGACUUCCUACCUUUGCCCUCAGAUUCUGUUGCACCCUCACCGGCCCUCGAAUAUCAACCUGCUUCAUAUGACUGUGAUCACGUUCAGUGUCAGGUUGUACAUGUGAGGCAUUCCGGGUUCAGGGAGCAUGUGAUUGAUCUAGGGACUGAUUGAUCGCAAGAAUUUUUUUAUAAGAAGAAGACAUGAACAGGGAAGUGCAGAAAUUUACAAUUUUAUAGGUUAUUUAUGAUAUAGAGGUUUCAUUUUUUAACCACCUAGUGUUAGCAAGGGAUUAACGCGAAAUAAACAUGUCAAACAAAGACACAGUUUCACUCAGGAUGUGUUAUCACUGAUGUUAACCUAAAAAUCGUCUCUGAUUGUGAAGUAAAACCGAGUGAACAGGUCCCCGUGAAACAGCGCAACACCUGAUAAAUGUUUCUCCCACGGCGCUUGCAGUCUGUGACAUCAUACUCGGUUCACUUCAUACACCAUCUUCUGUAGCCCACAGUUUCUGUGACCUCUCUGACCUUUUCUCGGCUGUUUCUGUCUCUUUCGGUUUUUCCUCACUGUAAUCAUAACUGUAUCGAAGUUCUCCCCGUGCGUUGCUUUCAUUAUCAGUAGUUCGCUGGAGUCUGUGGUCAGAGCGAAACCCCAGGGCGACAGUCAGUUCUCGGUGACAAAGGUCUGCUUCCCUUUGAGAAUAACAAACAUUUGCACUGAUUCGUUUCUAUGUAAUGGCCAAUCAGGAUCAAGAACAUAACACAGUUGUAAAAGUUAACUCAAGCCUGAGGUGUGAUACUAUACUACCUAACAAGUCCAGUCUAAUUCAUCUGGCUGUUUAAGAAUAUAAAUUGUGGAACAUCAUUUUGUAAAGAUUCAUAUUCCAUCAUCAAACUGCAGCUUUUCUCUGUCUGCUACUUUAACAAAUAUAUUUAUUUUUUGAAGCGAUUAAAGAAAUAAGAAGCAAAGCCUCACCAGGGAGCUGUUAUCAAUAUUUUGAGUUUAAUCUUUUAAAAGUAACUCUAAGAGCUUAAGGAUUGUUAAAUAACCUGUUUGUAAUGGGAAAAGGUUUCUACAUAGUUUAAAUCGUUCUGCGUUUCUUUCGAAAAGGCCUGAAAAACUCGAUGAUUGUUUUCCAAAAGUACAGGAUUUAAACUGGCAUACUCUACAGACGUUUCCCCCUUGGCACAGAUAUUUCUUCCCUGUAACCAUUACCACCUUCAUGACACAUACUGUACUCCAACAUGGACACUCAAUCCCACUCACAUGCUGUUUGGCUCAUCAACACGAUCAUGUCAGCAUGAUCCUCCGUGUUGUGACAGACACAUCUCGUGGGCAUGUGUGGGUGUGUGUGGGCCUUCUCAACACUCCUACUGUAUCUCAAAUAAUUCCAGCAGGCUCUCGCUUUUCCGCACACCAAUGGCUUUCAGUGAGUAAUUAUGUGUGGAAGACAUGUCAUCUAUUUUUAUGGAAAUAUCUAGAUCGUGCUUGUGACUAAUAUGUUACCAGAUAAUGAUUCACAAACAUCUUUCUUGACCUAUUUUGAUUUUUAGAAAAAAUGUACUCAGUCGUAAAACUCAAACCUGUGGGAGGUUUCUCUUCUAAAACGGAGUGGGUGCUUCUGUUUCAGUACAACAUGUGUGACUGUUUUGACCUAAUGUUCUUCCCUAUGAUGUAAUGUGUUGGCAGCCGAGCUUAUGUCAACUUAGUUUUAUAAGGAGUCCAGGUAGUUGUGAUUAGGGUCAGACUCAGCUUUGUUAUACCUGAAAAAAGCAUUAUAACCAGUGUAGUACGUUACAGUGUUUCUUUAACCUUUUAAAGGAACAGUGAAUAUGAGGGUGGUCAGUCAGCUGGUAAACUUGGAUCAGCAUAAAGAAUGGGAGCAGAAGAACCAGAGAAGUCUGACUCUGUCAAAAUGUAAAAGAUAUCAGUUUGCACAAGUGAUGAAAUGGAUCACAGAUGAUCCGUAAUCUGCACAUAUCGCCCCCUGUGGCUCAGAUCACAUGUGAUCCUGAGGAGUCUCAGUGCCUUUAGUGUUUAUUAGAUGCCAUGAGGAUCAAAUGAAGACGGCCUUUUUAACACACUGAAAAAAAAGCAUCUUAAAGUGGUAUUUCAUUGAUUAUGUUGACUUUGUCUCAAACAGUGAUUUGACUUUUCUUCUACUCUGUGUGUGUUUUUUUUUUUAAGUAUCACUUGGUGGUUGUGUCUGACAACCAAAGACUGUGGAAAACACUGACUGGCUACAGUAAAAGUCUUAAUAUUAUCCAUUAUAAGAGAUGAAACAUGCAUAAAUAUAAAUAAAAAAUAUAAAUACACGUAAAGUCACAUUUUUCUCUGGCACAGUUCACUUGUAUGUAUUCAUGUAUAAGUAAAAAGUUUGCUUUCGAUUGGCCUCAUGAGCUCAGAUAUCAGCCGCUGACACCCAUUUCAAAAUGCCUUUAAUUAUCCCUGGCUGAUUAAUCAGCUUGACUAAUUAAUUGGUUGAUCUCUAUCUCUCUAUGGUGUCAUGACUGACCGCUCUGUGGACAAAUACAGACGUCUGAGAUAUUUCCCAUUAGCAAGUUGGAGACAAAAAUCUCUGAGGAGACUUCGCCAACACUAACACAGAAGUCACAGAACUUUCUAAAACCACAAGUGUCUACUUCAGGUUAACUCUGUUAUGCAGUGAGCUGUGCAAACCUUGGUGAUCUUGUUUAGGGGUAUCCUGAUGGGAUAUUGACAUCGGAUAUCGGUCCGAUAUCAGCAAAAAAACGAAUAUCGGAUUAUAUCAGCCUGCAUCUAAAAUCUCCGAUAUCAGGACUCCGUUUCAAGCAGUCCAUUCCAGACUCCGCUUCGGCACCUCUAUCUAGCAGCGCCCUGGUCCAGCAAACUGAGCCCACAAAAUCACAACAGGAGUACUAAGGUAUGAGCAAAGUAGCGAGGAGUAAGAGUGGUGUCGGCCUUGUGGCAGUAUUUUUUUAAAGUCUGAAAAAGACGUUGCAACUGAAUGAAAAACUUGUCAUGCACAAUCGAAUCAAAUAUCGGUAUCGGUCAAUAUUGAAAGCUAAAAUAUCGGUAUCGUAUCAGAAGUCAAAAAGUUGUAUCGGGACAUCCCUAAUCUUGUUGGUUUUAUUUGUUGAACAGGUUACAAUGUAGGCCCUACACCUCCACUAGCCAGACUCACUCCUAUGCGUGCAUUGUUACCAUCUGCACAUUAUGUCAGCGCCCAUCAAGGCAGUAUUAUGGCUUCACUUCUCACAGUAGGAAGAGGAUGGAGCCUCGAUGUCCACAUUAAUUUAUAUAGUGUAAAUGUUGACAACUGGCAGUCGCCUAAUGUUAGCGACAUUAUUCUGCGGUCUGUACAUGUAAACUUGGCUUUGUUACAUAAACUCAGGUAUACAACUGAGUUUAGUCUGACAAUCAUAAAGCAUGCUCACUAUUGUUCAGGCUAAUACACACAACAGAAGCAGCAAGAGCAGACAGUGCAAAGACACACACAGACACACACCUGCUGAAUAUAUGUUCGACACUGUCAAAGCCCAUGAUGAAUUGGUGUGUUUUAGAUUACAGCAUAUGACUGUCGUUAUUCACAGAAGGGUUUUUGAUGUGUUUGAAAUGAGGUUACAAAUACUGCAAUCGGAAUGAUAGAGCGCUGACGUUCUUAAAAGCAUUUUUUUGAAUAAUAGAUUUUCUGAAUGUUUUUGCUUUUACUUGGAGUUAUUUCGGUGUGUGAAGGAAAUGAGGACCCUCGUCAUCUUCCCCUGUUUUCUGUCAGAGGUUUAGUUGGUGUUGCCUAGCUGUGGCUUUGUACACUACUCUCAAAACGAAAUCAAAAAAGUUUACUCCUAAAAGGUCAAAAUAGCCCCCCACAGGUCCAUAAUAAAUCGGUUUUCUAAUAGAUUUGAUCUGUGACAUGAUAUUGGAGUUAACGUCAUACAUUUACAUCAGAUUAAUUUACUCUGAAUUGUUUGUUGGUGUUAUGAGAAUUUUAUCUCAAAAUAUUUCCAGUCAAAGAUGUUUGUUUUCCUUCCACAUCAUGUGUGACUGUAUUCAAAACUUCCUCAAGAAUGGAGGGCACCAGAGAAGGAAGAGAAGGGCAGGGUGAGACUGCUCAAAGGGGGAGAAAGCGUCUAGUCAUUUAGGAGACAUCCGGUCUCUGCUCUGUGAACAAAGCGGUCCAACAGGGGAACAAAGCCGGAGCCUGGAGCUGGGAUAUUACAGACUGGUUGGCCCCUGUGUCUGGAAGUGUACGUGCCGCAGAGCAGGACUCUGGUUGUGAAGACACGCUUGGGGGCGGGGGUGGAGGGGUUUUGGCCGCCUGUCUGUCAGCUGUCAGUCUGUCUGACACAUGCAUUCCACUCGUGCUUAUUUCUCACACAUCUUUUUUUCGUGAGUUUUAUUUUUGGUCUUUUAUUGCCUUUAUUUAGAAGGGACAGGACAAUGGAUAGAGUAGGAAAUGGAGAGAGAGCAGGGAGUGACAUGCAGGAAAGGAGCCAUAGGCUGGAAUUGAACCUGGGCCACCCACUUGAGGCAUAACCUCUGUCUACGAGGCACAUGCUAGGACCACCAGGCCUGUGGCGCCCCCUUGCACAUACUCUUUCUCUUUCUACCCCACUCAUCACACAUCUUCCCUCUCAUCUUUUAACUCCUCUCCUCUUUAUUCUUCCUAUUUGCUGUUUCCUCUUUCCUCUUCUCCUCUUACCGCAAUCAUUACACUCCAUCCUCCUCCUCUCUCCUCCCCACACGUCGUCCUUCACUCCGCCCCUCCAUCCUUCAAACGUCGGUGGGCAGCCGAACAAUAUCCAGGGGGUCACGGCGACCGGCAGCCCCCUCCCUGCGGUCUUUUCCUGCUAUUGUCCCUGGACCCACUGCUGCUUGGCUCCCCACACUCUAUUAACCGCACACACACUGACUUAAUCACCAACGCACACUGUUCUCCUCUGGCCUCAAUCAUGGGAGACACGCUGGAGACCUGAGAACAUGCAUGAAGGCAGGAUACCUGGGGAAAUUUAUGACUAUAUCCUCAGAGGAAUUCAACAAAAGUUCCUGAGUGACCUCAUGGGUUAAAUUUAUCGCAUGUGAAUGACAGCCAGAAUAUGUAAAUAUGCACAAGCAAACAGGAUUAACCAAAUUUAUUCCACUGCAAAAACAUCAUAAUGAAACACACAUUUUAAACAGAUAAUGAUGUAAAUUUAUGAGGCUGAAAAGGAGGUAAAUUUGAUGUUAUGCCUGUUUUCUUUCCCCCCCUGUUGAAUUAUUGAACACAUCGUACUUAUCAUGUAACUGGUACAAAUUCUGUCAAUUUAUGACGUUGAAAUCGCUGUAAAAUCAAUUUUCCUCUCUUAACGGAGCAUUAAAAAUUUGGCAAAAACUGGUGGGAUUUCUCGUAAAGAAAAGGGUCAUUUAAUAGCUGCUCCUCACAAGCAUAAUGAAGAUCUGGAUCCCACGCCCCCAUGCUGAGAAAAUGAGGUGACUGUCAAAGUGAUGUAACACAGAGAACAGUUUUGAUAAAAGCCUUUUUUUUUUUUUUCAACCAUUGGUUGGGAUGGCAGGACAGAGCCGUACACACAUGAAACCUGCAGCUGCAGCAUUGGUUGUCGCAUGAUAACAUUUCUAUAGGGUACUACAGGCUUUUUUCCCUUUUUCCCUCUGACACUUUGAUCCCACAAUGGCUCCAUCUCCUCCUGUAGCUAGACCUCCAAGUGCUUUGAUGUACCUGUCUUUCUGUCUGUGCUCUGCUCCGGCCCCAGCCACAGAUCAUUUAUUAAAUGAGACACGAAUGUCAGGACCUCACAUCUUUGCCUCUUAUCACUGAUCAGCCGCCAUACCUGGCUGUGGCAGCUUUAAAUCUCUGCUUUUGGCACUGUAGGCAGGCAUCAGCUGCAGAGUAAUCAAAGGCUGAAAGUAGGGAUCAUGUAACACGAGGCUGUGGUCUUUAAAGAAGUGAUUCAAGAGGAAAACAAGUUGUGAAAUCUUAAAUGUUGACUUUAUCUCUGAGGUAAGACAGGCGCAGUCUCUUGUAGUGUAGGAUGAAAACAUCAGCAUGUCUUGUCAGAAUCGUGUUCUAGCUUAAUCCUGAGGGAACAAACAGAUUUUUAAUAUCUUUCUCCAAUGAAAUCUAUAUUUACAUUUCUAUAGCCCCUGGUACUGCUAAGAAGUUAAACAAUGGUGCUUUGGGGGAUUUAGAGUUCAACACAUUUGAGUUUAGCUAUAAAAGUUGAUAUAAAAGAGACUUUAAAAUUGUUUACGGUUAUAAAACCAGAGUGUUGACUUUAGCAUGCUGCAGUGAAAGCACUUCAUUGUGGCAGUUUUCAGGCUUAUGUUCACUGAUGGCAUUUAUUGUGCUGCCAGCACAACUUCAGACGGAUCACUUACACUUAUUGUUGCUUGAUUACAAAAAUUGCUCCAUGACACUUGAGUUUUCCUCUGUAGCAACUGUUGGAUAUAAGUUGUUCUACAUGCUUAGUAUUCAGUUAAAUACAAACACAAAAACAAUGGAAAGAAUUCACAUCCUGGUAUUAAAAGCUGGUCAGAUCUAGUAAUUGUACUCUUAGUUUGAACUCUUUCACUGUUGUUGGCAAACUUGAUUAUCAGAAGUUCCUCCCCUUCUUUAUUUUGAUUGGUCUAUGAGGAGGAAGUGACACUGACAUGGGUCCCAGAAGUUGAACUUUUUGCAUGAGUGAGAGCAGGAUGGCAAAAAUAAAAGCUGAAUCUGAAAACACUCAAUUACAUUGCUUGGUUCAGAAAAUAAACACUACCUGUCUAACUAAAGCCUGACACUAAUGGACACGGGCACUAAGAGUUUAUUUGAACCUGCACUAGAAAUACAGAAAGGAGUGAGUAGUUUGAAGUAUUCAUUAUUGCCAAUUUGACAUUUCACAUUUAUUAAAAGGAAAUCAGUUUCUUGCAGCUCCCCAUUUGUUGUGUCUCAAGUUAGGGUAAAUCUUUUGUUUUAUUCUUUAGUAGUACCAGGCAGACAUUAGAUUGAUCUAACUAGUGGAGAGUAACAUAAAAACUAACCUAAAUAUCGACCUAUAAACGACAUUUUCACUCCAUUUAGCCAAUCGGUUACAAGCUCCUUUUUUAGCGGAAUGUUUCAGUGCUUACUCAUGAACUUACUCUCAUAAACGAUCGCCUCAAAACAGGCCAACAAUUGAAAUGACCGUCAUUAAGUACCGUUUAUCAAUUACCGGUAAGGUGGAGUUAGAUAAAAUAAGGAGGAGCAUUUUUAUGAGGUGACAGUCCAUCGUAAGUAUAAAAUAACAGUGACAUUGAGGGGUGACAUCAUCUACUCACACUUUGGAUGAUUUUGAUGUAUCUGACUCUUACAAAAACAAUAAUACUUCUUUAUGAUAACGGUGUAUGGUAAUAAUCUCUGCACAUUACAAAUGAUCACGGUCAUCUCUUGGCUGGACGGUUGGUGAAAUCCUCUGUGUCUUGUGCUGCUUAAAAAUAUUCCGUUUUGAAUUGUUUAAUGACUUUGUGUGUUUCAUAGCUGUUUCUAAGAAUAAAAAUAAGAUAUUUUUCACAUUUGCAAACCACCCCAACAUAUGAGCAAAAGAACAGAAUCGGCAAAGCUAAUAUAUGGAUGGUAAGAGAAAUGACAACACUACAUUAUUCAUAUGGGAAGUGGGAAAAAAAAAAACUAGUUAUUUCAGGCGCUGCAUUUAUUCUUCCCUCUGAGUAUUUUACAUACCUACUUUUUUUAUUUACAGUCUCUGGUUGUCAUGCUCGCUCUCCCUCUCUCCUCGGCACUCAACAACCUGUCCUGUUAUGCCACCCCUGGGGCACUUUCAAAUUUAUUGCUUUUGGCCGAGGGCCCUCGCAACAUAAAUAAGCAGAGAGAAACAAUGGGCUGACUGAAUGAGCAUCAUACCAGAAUUGUUUCUUACUAGAAGAGACAGGAAGACUUGGCACUUCACUUUCUAUGCUCCUGCAGAGAAAGUUCUAUGAUGCUUAUUCUGUUUCUGUUCUCCAUAUUUCCAUCCCUUUGCGCUUUUCUCACUUCCGUUCUUUCCUGCCUUGUUACUUAUACCCCUUUCACACUGGAGCAGCGUCAUUGUUGUGAAUGGAUCAACAAUGGAAUUUGAAGCAGGCCGAUGACCUUUCUGACAAAACCCUAAAAAAAAAAAAAAUCAAUUACUUUUACAUACUACUGAGCCUAAGUCUAAACAUUCUCAGUUUGGGAGUUUCAUCGGAGCUCUGCAAGCUUCAGGGGUGUAAUGCAUAUUGUUCCUCAGGGGCUACGUGGCGACUAGAGUGUUUGUAGGAGGACACAUCCUUUCUGUAGCUUCACAGGUAGCCUCUCCUAGUGACCUAUGAUUUUUUCCUGGAAUGCUGCUGUAUGUCAAUUUCCUCUUAAGGCAAACGUGCACACCCAAGCACAAAGGACAAUGCUCAAAAAGUACACCUCUGUUAGUCAUGUCAAGAGUCAUACUCAACGACAAUUAGACGUGUCUGUUUAAAAAAGAUUUACUGUUAGUUUAGGUUUGCAGAAUUAGUUUCUCAUGCUUUUUAAACAACUAAUAAUUCAUAUAACAUGACUAUAGCUGAAAUAAUUGUUACUGCAUACCUAGUUUUAUAGAUGAUCAUUUUGACACAUAUCGAAUUUCCCCUCAGGGAUAAAUAAAGUUCUUCUUAUCUUAUUUUUUCUUAUUCUUUAUCUGCUCAAACUGCUCGUUAUAGUGCCGGUUUUUGGUGUAAGUAAAUGUUUCACACUGAACCAGUACUUGCAAGAAUCUUACCUACUUAGUUCAAAACUUUUGAUCAUCCAUGACUGUCUGAAGAAUAUUUACUCCUAAAUGACCGACUUUUUCACACAUUAAGCCACCACAAAUUUAAAACAAUCUCUAUCGGUCUUAUAGCGCCUGCAAGGAACUUCUAGCCUGUCAAAUCUGGUUCCCCCCAUAGACAAAGCAGUCUUUACUAAUCUUGCAACUAAAGGUAUCAUUUUGUUUGAAUAUUUUUUUGUCAAAAAUGUUAAAGCAGGGCUGUUUUUUCAGCUAAUCUCAUUGCAAAUGACGAUAUAAAAAUGGUCAAUCUGGUCACUGAUGGUCUUGUUCUCCUUUUUUAUAUCAUGGAAAGACAUUAGUUUGAAUUUUGGUUGGUUCAGGACACUGCAGAAAACACCUCACAGGAGCUUUAAAUCAACAUCGUCAUGCAGUUUCCCUUGCGUCAUCAUUUUCACCCGGUUUGCGUUCUGAAACUUUAUGUGAAUCAUUGUCAAAGGUGACUUUUCUCACGGAAAACACCAUCUACAUGUUUCACUUUCUUUUUCUGCUCCUACAUCCUUCAUCUCUGUAUUCAUGUCUUCCUUUGUAUGUCUAUAGAAUCCUGCUCGAUAAAGGCCAAUCAAAUACGUGCAGGCGCACAAUGAUUGUAGAUUACUUUGUAGCAUUAAUGUGCUAAUUCUUGUAUUUACUUUGGAAAUAGAGGAUAUAAUGAAUUGUAGCUUUCGAAAAAUUCUUAAUUCAUAAAAUCCUGACACAGUGUUAAUUAACUGCAGUGUAGGGACUCGCACAUUAAAAAUUCUUAUUGCUGUUUCUGAUGCUGAAUUUUAGCACUUACAAUUAAUGGGUAAAGGGUGAUUUUUCCUUUCAUUCUCAACUUCUGCUUCACCUAUCAUUCAGCCCAGCCACUCGGAUCUACUCACCCAUGUGUCACUCAGAACCCACUAACAGCUGUCCCUUAGAUAAUCUGUGUAACCUACACUUGCUCUGCAAACAUGCGAACAUAAACAAAACCACAGAGUCUCCCUAUGUCCGUCUCCUUCUCCUCUCUGUCUCUCUCCCACAUCCACAAUCUCCCUCACCAUCCCUGUCACGUCCACAGGGCUCGCGCUGCCUGCCACAGGGUGAGAGGUCCUCUGGCUGGGGACCAGGACAGCACACGCCUCUCUUUGAUCUUCCCCUACAUUGGCUGCUACCUGCAGAUAGCAUAUUUACACACACAUAUGCACACGGACACACACACACACACACGGCGCUCUCUUAUGCAGCCACAGAGACAGCUCCACUUCUUUUUCGCUUCCUCCCUCUCUGUUUCUGUUUGAUGCAUCCUGAAACGUGUGGGUUUGCAGCAUUUCAGUAAUGCAAUUCUAGUUUCCAAAAUAUGUUUUUCUUUUGGUAAGUAAAAUAGAACAAUAAAAAGAGACAUUUUCAUUUUGCGAGAUCUGUAAAACUAGUGGAAAAAUACAACAAAGAGAACUACUGUGAGGGUUUGGGUAGAAAUGUGCCGUGUUUUCAGCGCGUAUGUGUGUGUGCAUGAGCUCCCAGUCAUCUGGUUACCAUUUGAAGGCAGAAUUACAGCUAAUGAUAUCCUAGAGGAAAACUACAGUAGCUAAACAUGCAACAGCUCCUCUGUUUCUUUCCUUUUCUCUCCGCCCCUACUUUUCCUCCCCAUCGGACCGUUUGCAUGGCACAAAGUCAAAGUCUGCAGAAAAUUCACAGAUAUUAUUCCUUCUUGGUUUAACGCGAAGUCUCUAAGCACUCAGGUCAAACUCAAACUCCGUUACCCACAGAUAGUUCAAGUGCAUUUUUGUCUUCCCUUCUUGGAUAUCACAGAACCACACAAAUUCAGAACCCACACACACAAACAGAAUAUGGCUCUCGCAUCUGGAUUCAAUCACAACCCUGAUCCCCCAGCAGCCUCUCGUGAACAGAAGUAGGUUAUAGCUGCAGUGUCAAAUAUCAAACCCUCUUUUAAACUCAUUUGAAUAUCAGGAACAUGCUUUUUUUUUUUUUUUAAUCCUACAUGGUCAUGAAGUUUGUUUUUUUUUUCUUCUUUUGCAAGAGAAGAUGCUGAACAAAUGCAUCGCUGGAAGACAGUAUGUGCAGAAAAAGUGCAUUUACUGUGUUUAUGUACACAAUAAGCUGUCUCUUUGGAUUUAGGGCAGCUUGCUUCAAUUUCCCAUUGCUUUGUAUCUCUUUUUCUUCUUCUCUCUGUCUUCUUCGCUCCUAUUUUUAACUGUAAGCCUCAGCAAAAACCCAAACUUUUCUUGUGUGCCACCACAACAUCUUGUGACUUCUCUAACAAUGGAAACAAAAACAGAAACAUUCAGAAAUCUCUUAACAAUGUGUGAUUAAAGAUGAAAUGAAGCGUUGUGCAUGUAUAAAAAAUUCAUUAUAUAGGGAUAUAUACGUUUUACCCAGGUCUAGACAACAUGUAGAGGGAUCAAUCAUUCAAGGUUACCUUUAAGUUUAAUAAUGAAUUAGAUGUGAAAAAACGGACAUUAUGUACCCAGGCCAAACAAUGCAGAGAAAGUCCUUCGUCCUCUUUACAGGCUGCAUCCACCUUUUCUCACAGUGCGUCUGCCAGAGAGAUCUCAUAUUGACAUUGACACUAACAGACUCUAGUUGCUAACACAAACUCUAAAAGCCACACCUCACAGAAAUGUAUGCAUCCAACUCUCCCAACAACAACAACUUUCCCUAUAUUUUGGGUAUAUAUAUAUAAAAGCCCUGGGUCCACCUGUAACCACGGUUACAGCAGCAUAUAGUGAUGCUGUUUAAAGAGGAAACAUGGUGUUUGAUUGACAGGGCUGAUGUUUAACGGAUGGCAGAAUGACAGUUGUUGUUUUCUUCUCGCAGUGAGUGAGCUGCAUAAGUAAGGAAUCAUACCUUGUGCCUGAUAAAUACAUUUCAUGAUAAUGUCAUUCACAACAGCCACAUAAACCAAUAAAAUGUGUGAAUAACAUUGGCACCUGAAUUUUAAGUAUGUGGAUUUAUACAUUAUAUAGGGCCCUAAAAAGUAUUAUAAAAUGUAGUGACUACAGUAUGGGCAUUUUUUCCACCUGCAUUUGCAGGAUACAAUGUUUUUUUGAAUCAUACAUGGAAAAAUUUCCAUAUUUGACGUUACACUUGUCCGUGAUGCGCAGCGAUCAGAAUCUGGAAUUCUCUUUGGCUGUGUUAUUGCUGCAGUCAUCCUCUCGGGAAAUGGUUUGCCUGUCCUUGUAGAAUUUAGUAAAUGGUAUCUUUUAUAUCAGGCCUUUUAAGACAUUUUAACUUGUCAGUUAGAUAAAGGAUAAUGUAUUUUGAGUGUGUGGAUAUGCGUAUGAUAAUUCCAGUGCCCAGGUUUUACCCUCCCGGGUUCUUACAUGCAUUACCACCUGUUUACCUUUAGGGUUGUCCCGAUACCGUUUUGAUAUCGGAUAUCAGUCCGAUAUCAUAAAAAAUUCAAAUAUCGGAUUAUAUCGGCCUGCAUCUAAAAUCUCCGAUAUCAGCACUCCGAUACAAGCAGUCCAUUGUAGACUUGGCUCCAGCACCUCUAUCUAGCAGCAACAGAAUCCAGCAUGUAGAGCCCACAUGACCACAACAACAGUGUGUACUAAGGUGUGUAGGAGUUAUGUCGGCCCUGUGGCAGUAUUUUGUCAAAAAAUACAGUGCGGAAAAGACACUGCAGCUGAGUGCAAAACAUGUCAUGCACAAGUUUGUGCUAAUAUCGGUUCAACAUUGGUAUCGGCCAUAAUUGAAGGCUACUAUAUCGGUAUUGUAUCAGGUAAAAAAGUUGUAUCGGGACACCCCUACUUACCAUACAUAAUCCCAUCUAUUAGUGAAUCAAAGAUGGUGCAAAAUUAUUCUGUGAAGCUGAUUUUAUUUUAAAAGGAUUUGUCUGUACAGCUUGAAAAAAACAGCCCUCCAAUUCCACAGCUGGUACUAUAUAUUUUAAUAAUCCAUUCUUAUCAGCGGGACAAAUAAAUAUAAAUCUGAAUGUUUUGAUUCACAGUCAAGUUGUGUGUGUGAACAGAAACGUAUGUUCUUUGCCACAGUGUCAACGGGCAGAAGUGACAUUUUACUGAGUUUGCUUUGAUGUGACACCUGUGAUUCAGUUAUUAUUAGCUUUAUUCUCGUGAAAAAUUGUCACUGUUGUGAAGAGAUUUUCACACUCAGGCAACAAUGUAAUUUGAAUCUGCUAAAUAGCCUACAGCAACAUUUAGGGAGAGCAUGUGCCGUAUUCACCCAGAGCAGAGUUUUUCCGCCUGACAACCUGAUGGUCAGACACAAACAUUUCCAACACAGUUCAGUCUUCUACCACAUCACUAGCACUUUGAAGCCUCGGUCAUUUUACCAGACUCUUUACCUGUUUUAUUUUCACAAAAACUGGAAUUCCUGGAAAGAAGCAAAGCUCAUCACUACCCCCAGUAAAGGGCGUUAGAGAGACACUAAAUAUUCACAUGAAACAGCUUCAUUCAGUGCUUAUUAAUGUUGUACUAUGAAAGACAUCUUUGAUUCAUAUUGUCAAACACUGCUGUAUUAUAAUGUAUAAAGAAUUUCUAGAGUCUAUCUGCUGUAUGAGACAGUGAAGCCCUUUAUGUACUUUCAUUUGAACAGUGGUGAAAUACUCUGUGGAUACUUUCCACGGAUUGUUCUGUGUUUCUGGUUUUGACAGCAGCCGUCUCUUUCUGUUUGAUUUUGUCUCCUCCAGGUCUUCCCACCCCUUCCUAACGAGGCUGAGAUCGCACACACUAAAAAGCUCUUCCGACGCAGGAGGAAUGACCGACGGUAACCACACACACACACACACACACACACACACACACACAGACACACACACACACCUACCUCAGAGAGAGGGAAUGCUUUUUACUGUUGAUGUCAGAUGUCAGUGCGCAGCCAGUGCUAUAGCCUUAACAUCUCUCCUCAGCCAAAGCAAUGUCAAGACAGGAAUGCAGGCUCCACACUUCACUGCGGACGGGAAAAAUAGAGAAGAAAAAAAACUCCCGAGAGGACAUUCAAGGUUUUAUUCACUUUUAAUAGGUUACUUCACAAAAAAAGCAGUUAUGCAGUCAGUUAUGUUGGCCAUGAUUACCAGGCUUUUUCUGAUCAGAAUACACUCGUACUUAAUCAUUGAAUCUUUUGUCCAGUGCCAAAUGUCCUCGCUCUGACACUCUGACGUUUGAUUUCUGCACUGCCACAUAUGCUACACUCUCCGAAAUCGCAUUUUGCCCAACCCUAACUUCAUUAAAACCAGGUCCUUAAAAGAAAAAAAAAAACACACAUCUCUCCCUCGUUCUCUCGCGCCCUGCCCUGAUGUCACUGGAAACUGCUCUUCAGUUGCUAAGAGACAGGCAGAGAGAAAAUAUUUGGGUUGUAUCUGUAGUCAAAAAAGGAAAUUUUAGCUAUACCAAAUAGACAAAAGCACUUUCAUCCUUGUUUUAUAAGUGCAGAGAAUAAUUGGUUCUGUGCAGAGCUGUUGUUUUUCUCUGCAGGUCUGAUGAAAAAGGAAAGAAAAAUAUAAACUUAGACCAACAGCAGAUUGCAAAGAUUUUCAUACAUGUUCUUUUUGUUAACUGUAAGUUUUGAAAGGAAAACCUGCUUACCUCCUGGCACACUUGAUCACUACUUUUCUUUGACCUCGAUGGGAUGUUAAAAGAUGUUGUAUGCGUGUGCAAUAAGGAAAGUGUAUGCCAAAAAAGUUAAAAGGCUGCCACAAUGAUCAGCCUGUCUCGACUGGCAAAAGGUGUAAAAGGAAUAUUUAAGUUGAUUCUUCUAUGAUUCUGAAACAAGCGACACCCACUCAGUAGGUCACAUAGCAAAGAUUUCAACCACUGUUCUGCACAGGUGUGGCUUUUGACAUGGUGCAACAGGCUUUCUGAAGGCCAAAAACUUUGAAAGAAACACUGUUUUGCAUGGCUUACCCUUGACUUUCCUACAGAUGAACCAGUCAAAAGAAAAAUGUGAAGAAAAAUGCAAUCGGUGACACUGCCUGAGACGCUUCAGCUAUGAAAAUACAGACUCUUAAAUGCUGUCUAAGUGCUCUUGUCUUUUACAUGAUGUCAUUUGACUUUUAUAUGUAUUACGUAACAUAUUACUCCUCUCCUAAUGACUGUGAACAUCAAGUCUGAAGAUGACUCUAACUAUCUUUUUUUUUUUGGAAAAAUGUGAACUCACAUGCCAUAGAAGGUUCUAAAUGAACACAGAGCAGGCUUUAAUGUGACUCCAGCACAAGCAUUGUAAAACAUUAGCAGUCUGGUGCUGUUGUUUUCUGAGGUAACACAAAGCCAAGGAUAGCAAAGAGGUAGAGAGCGCAGGAUGAGGGUGGGGAUGAGACAAAUAAAAAAAAAAAAGAGAUGAUGUGGAGAAUUAAAAAAACUGAGUUGAGAAGUAUUAAUAGAAAGUACUGUGGCACUCAUGAUCAUUUCUAGUAAACUCCAGGCCAGCCCGACAUUGUUCAGAAUUUCCCUCACACAUGGGAAGUGAGGGGAUCAUCUCUAGAUACAGGAUAUGAUGUAAGAUAGAUGCUGCUUGAGAAAGGGUCUGCUGUGUACAAGGAUGCAGCAGAGUCACAUGAUGCCAAACUGACAGUUCCUCGUAAUUUGACACAGUCAGGGGUAGGGGUGGGAAUCACCAGUGGCCCCACGAUAAGAUAUUAUCACGAUACUUGGGCCACGAUACAAUAUUAUCACGAUAAUGGGCCACGAUACAAUAUUAUUGCGGUUUUCAACAUUUUACAAUACAGUGAGUUUGCGAUACAGUAUAUCACAGUUUAUACUAUUCUUUUCAACUGUUUAGCUCAUUUAGCAUUUGUCUUUCCUUUAUGUUUGUCUUAUUUACACAGUAUUUUAUUUUCAUGUAGCACAUCUUGCGAACCGUAUGUUCAGGUCCAUCUCAUUUGUGCCCUGCUUGCAUUCCUAAUGUCUUCCCCCAGGUGCUGCUAUAUUUGUUACACUAACUUUCUCCCGCUCUAUGAUGUUACUUCUGCCAACCUCACUGGACAAACAGUUGAUUUUAUUUUUCCAUUAUCAUAGAUUUGACUUCAUAUUAACAAUAAAUUAGAAAAAAACGAUUCUUGGCAAAUGAGACGAUACGAUAUAUCUUCAGACAAAAUAUCGCAAUACUAUACUAGAUUGAUUUUUUCUCCCACCCCUAGUCAGAGGUUAAGCUAGAUAAAUGAAGCAGCUUUAUUUCAUGCAGACAGUUUGCACUGGCAUCACAUAGUUCAUUCUAUAUUACCAUCAUCACUCCCAGUCACAUGCUUGAUGAAUUUGCUUGAGUUUUACCUUCUGAGGUCAAAAUCAACUCAUCCUGACUACUUGCAGGAAUUUUAUGUAGGUUGGGGGUGGUAGAAACAAGUACGGAUACAUGCAGCCCACCAAACAAAUUCUGGAAUUUGUCAGGAGUGCAGUGCAUGUGCGGAACUGAGCAUGUCCGUUUCCUGCACAAAUCCGGAGUUUAACCUUAGCAUACUGGAAGUCAAAUGCUUCAAAACGGAUGGCUAGGUGGGUUUUUAUGCACGUUUACAAAGACACUGGGAAUAUGUUAAUUGGCUAUAAAGGGGCGGCUAACCAGUGUUGCCAGUUGCCCCAGCAGCAGAGCAGAGUAUUACAGGCGCGGUAUGAAAGCGUGGCUUUUGUGUGUUAAUGUUGCCCAAUGAUAAAGAAAAUGACCACCACAUCUGUCUCUUACACAGCUUUGCAUGUUUGCUGAUCAAAUACAUUAACUGCAUGUGUUUGUCUACCCAACGUGCUAAUCCUCUUAUCUGCAUUAUCUACAGUCUCCUGACAGACAACACAACCAGCAGCAUGCAGCACUGAAUAUUCAUUUUGGUAAAAGCCACACGGAUUAUGUUUUAUUGUAUGAAGUCAAAUAUUGAUGGUUUAACUGUAUGUGCAAGCACGAGGAUUGUUGUGUUGAAUAAAGCCGAAGAAAGAUAAACAGAAAACAGUAGGCUGUGAGAUUGAGUAAAAGAAAAGUGUAGGCUGGCUGUGGCAGGAAGGAAAAGAAAGGGGAGGUAGUGCAUGUGUUUCUACUUUAGUAUGCACGUCAAGCAGGGCUGAAAUUAGUUGUGAUUUACUGGAAUGUGCUGCUUACUGCUCCCCGCUUCAAAACAGCACAGGAGCAAAGAGGACGUGAAUACGCUCCUUCUUCUCCUUCUUCUUCUUCCCCUUUUGCUGCGUAUAUGUGAAGAUCUGCUCAGUGUUAAUACACUUUUGUAUAUUUAGCCUUGGAGCUUUCUUGCUAUGUACAAUUUUGACUCACAUUUGAAGUAUGUGGUUUCCACAUGUUAUUGUUGGAAAGUAAUAGUUUAAAAGAAGCAUUGCAACAUGGAUUCUCAAACAUAUCUGAGCUGCUCAGUUGUGGGUAGCGAAACAACAAAAAUGAAUGUGAUUUUUUUGGAUAAUCUGCCGUUGUUUUAUGAUGUUUACUCAAUAACUGGUCUUAAAAAUUUGAGAAAAACAUUUUAAAAGAGCUUAGAACUAUUUACGACUCCAGUGAACAGUGUUAUAAAAGUUUAUUUUUUCUCAGUAUCGAUUCAAGAUGCAAAGAUUCAUCAUUUAAAGAUUUGAAUGUAAGAAAAAGGAAACAACUCUUGAAGAUGAACCCAACAAAUGUUUCAAAUUACUGCUUAAAAAUGAGUGAAAAUGAUACUUUAUGAAUUUAGUUUAGUAGAUACUUUGUUUUUGUGAAGUUUUGAGAAACUUUUCUUCAGUUUGCCUGACCCUCAUUAUCAUCCCAUGGUAAGAAUCCAAAAAUCUUUUCCUUUAGAUGUUUGAUGUUAUUGAAUUUACAUCAAGUUAAAAAAAAAGCGGCCUUUCUCAAAGUGCAUCCUAUAAACUGUCUGCUUUCUUCUCAUGUCCUCCAGCCAUUACUUGUAAUUAAGUAUUAUGCAUGCAUGUAUGCACACAUUUUCACUUGUUUCUGAGUCUUGAUUUUGAAUCUUUAAAACCCAUUAAAGGAAAAACAGUGAGUGUAAUGCAAAUGUGCAGUCAGGCAGCCAAAACCAGUCUUCCCACAGUCCAUUAAACCAGCGUACUGUGGUCCGUAUGAAGCUCUGGACGGGAUAUUGACCGUCUGGCCUGCAGGCUUCUCGUCCCCCGGGCUGAUUGAUUUACCAGUCUGGGUCAACCAAUGGUCCGAUGGGUCCACGAGGUUUCCAUCCACAUCCACAGAAACAGCCCUGAUCGAUAAUCAGCACCCUUCCUCCUCCCAUGAUCAUAUCUGCAAAUUCAUUUCAUCUUUUUUUUAGCUAUCACUUCCUGCAGUUCUAUGCAUGUUGUUUGAAUGACAUAGUUACCAACCUGUAGUUUGUUUGUUUUUUUAUUCCCCUUUUUGCUGUCUUGCUUUGUUCUUCCUUCUCAUCUCCUGUUAUGUCCCAUUCUUCCUGUACGCCUCCUAUAAAAAUGAAUCGCCAUUUUCUAUCAACUUGUUCUUCCCCUUAUUCCACUCUCCAUUUGUCCUCCGUCUUUUCAUCUCCUCAAUCACCUACACUGCGGCGCACCUUCCUCUCCUGCUUAUAGAGCGAUUGAUCAGUUCACCCGAGACCAGUUAACCGUACUUCUGCCCACUGGCCCCGGGGGAAAGCGACAAGUCUCAGCCAGGUCAGUGGAAACAAAGCCAGAUCUUAUCCAAAGAAUGGGAUUUAAUAUUUCAAGGAUCCAGGGCUUUCCUAUUUUUAACUUCUUUAAUACCAGACUGAGGCGAAAUGGAAAACUUUCCUGUGGUCGGAGACAAAAUUGGACUUUUCUUUGGAAAUCACUCGACCCACAUCCUCCACUCUGGAGAGGGGCUGGACCACCUGGCUUGUUAUUAGUGCACAGUUCAAAAACCAGCAUCCUUGAUUGCAUGGGGAUACAUAAACGCCAUGGCCGGACUUGUUUUCACAUCUAAGAAAAGACCAUUAAUGCUGAAUUAUAUAUAUAGGUUUUGGAAUAACAUAUGCUGCCAACCAGCCGAUGCCUUUUUCUAGGAAGACCUUGUGUGAUGCAUAGAUUCAGCAUGUAUUAAAUAAAACAAUAAGGCUCCACAGCAGAGGAGUCUGGGUGCUUAACUUGGCCGUCUACACUCUCAACUUGUCACCCACUGAAAACAUUUGGAGCAUCAUAACACAAAAAUAUGAAAAAGGUGACUCCCAGCUUGAAUCCUGUAUCAAAAAAAUGGAAGAUUAAACUUUCAAAACCCACAAACUGGUCUCCAGGGCUCCUGAAUGUCUACAGUGUUGAUAAAAGAGGAAGUGAUGCAUUAUGAUGCCAAACAAGCCCCUGCCAUCAAUGAUUCGCUGGUUCCUCAUUUAAAAUGAGUGUAUAUUUUUCUUGAAACACUCAAUUUCAUCAUUUGAUUUGUUGUCUUUGCACUAUUUUCAGUCAGUUUUAGGGUUUGAAUGAUUUGCACACCAUCAAAAUCUCAUUUUAUGACCAUUUUACACCGCGUCUCAACUCUUAUGGAUUACUCUCAGGGUUGUAUAUCUGAUUAAUUCAAUAAUGUUUCCAGAUUCAUCACCUUAACAACAAAAAUUACGGUUCCUCAUUUGAUAAGAUGAUUGAUUGCAGCAGAGCUAGCCUGUUUCUAAGUAACAAGACGUCAUGAGAUGGGAUUUCAUCAGCAGCCCCAUCAUUUAUCCUCACUGCAAACAUCUCCCAGGUGGAUCAAUCUGAGAAACACUAAAGCUGCUGCGGCUCUUUCAGUCAUUAAAUAUGAUUAACAUUUUAUUACUGUCUCACUUUCACCUCUACCCAUCCGCAGCGGAUCAGGAAAGGAGCUUAUCAGAGCUGAGCCUAGACUAACAGCAAGUGCAAAGAUCAAAUUAAUCAUCAGAUGAGUGACUGAGUCUGACGGAGAGAAAGACCCUGAGCAGUCUGAAGCUUUGCAGAAGAUUAUGAAAUCUCACUCUCUGAAGUCAUAUUUAAUGAGAUCUCAAAAAUUCUGACUCUCAACUGUAAGCUAUUAUACUUUGUGAUUAGGUAAAGAGUUAGUUCAAAGUUAAAACAUCUGGAAGCAGCGAGGCGGUUUUGAAAAGUUUACCGUAGAGAAGAUAAAGCGGACAUUCAAAGUUGAUGAUGGCAGCCGCUAUACAAUAGAGACUCCCUUAUCAUGUACAAAAGAAAAGCUUAGUUCAGCCAUGUGAUCAAAAACAUGCGUCAGGCUGAUGAAUUCAUGACAAAGAUAGAUGCUGAGAACAUCUGCGUAGGGAUGGAGACAAGCUGUUCGGCAGAGAAGAGAGAACUUUCUCCAAACCUCCCAGAGAGAGUGUUUCAGAGCGGCCAGGCGACAUCAUCUAAACCAACGCGCACACACACACACACACUCAAAACACUAUAAAUACAUUUAUACACAUUUGGUUUUCUGCCCUUCUUAGCACACAUACAUAAAGGUGGUAGUUUCAUGGAAAUGAACCAGGGUUUCAGUUCGUCAGUAAGUCUAUGAAGCAUUUUAAAAACAGGCAUUGGUGCCCAUCAUCAUGUUUCUUUUCCCAAUGAGACAUAAUGAAAAGUCUCUUUGUAUAACCCACAAUAAAAUGAACCAAAAAAGGAUAGUGCUAAAAGGAACUGUGGACCAGCUUUCCCGGUUGUUGUGGUCUCCAUUUUAAUGACUAAACAUUUUUUUUCAUACCGGUUGCUGAUGAGUUUUCUAACUUUUUUGUGGCAAUUUCAGCUCUGAAAAUGACGUUUCAUACUCCUGCCAUAGACAGUACAAAAACACAGAAGUAGUCUUUGUGACGGCACACAUUGGUUCUUGACAAGGUGUGAAGGGGCCAAAGGAUGGUGGUAGCCAAUGGAAAUGCUGACCUGCGCCAACUUUUGAUAGAGCCGGCAAAGAGGCAGAGUUGGGGCCAUCAUUUUGAUGUCUGGUAAACAGCGGCAAUAUGCACACCUGUCAAUCAAGCAAGACACGCCCCUUAUUGUGCUUAGCCUGGUUAUUAUUAAAAUUGUCAAAUUAUAAAGCCCCACCCCCGUCCUCACAGAUGGACGAGGUUAAGAAACCAAAACUGUUUUUUUUUUUUCUUUUUUUUUUUUUGUCAGUCUGCAAACAUUUAAUUAUCUUUAAAAAAAAUAGACACUCUACAAUGGGCACUUACGUUUAAAACCAGCCUCAAGUGGACACUCAAGGAACUGCAGUCCUUUUAAUACUCAAAAUUGUUAAUUGGUAAAUGGCUGUUUUGUCAUAAUUCAAAAUUGUUUUAGAUAACUACCUAGAUGUACUGCAUAUCAAUGUUUUUGUUGUUCUGUUCACUUUUUCUCUGGCCGGUGGAAACCUCUUCAACAUCGUUGGCAACGGCAACCAGAUCACCAUGUUAUGAAACACCUUAUAAAAGCGCAUUCUUGGGUUGAUGUCCUUUUCUUGGUGCAGAUUUUGAAAUUGAAAGAAAACACUACCAUCCUUUAUUACUGCUACAGACCGUUUUAAGAAAAUCCCCUCUACCUGAAAGGAAGAAUCUGUAUCUUUCAUACAUUUUUUCUGAUCUGUUUACAUUGUAACUUGCAGAACAUGUGUUAAAAAUGUGAUAUCAAGAACAGGCAAUACUUAACAAUACAGUAAAAUAUGUCUUCAGAACCACAGGCUUCAAAAUACUCUCAUCAGUUACCACAGAGUGAUUACAGUGAACAUUAUUGAACUCCCCCUGAAUACAUCCGAAAGCUAUUUGUGGACAUAACGAAUAGGACCUUUUUUUAAAGUCAGUUUUAACUGUAUGUUUUUAUCGGUCAGUACGUUGUUUUACAUGGCCAAAGUCAGAGUUUUUGAGUUCACUUUUCGCAUUCUCUGAGGAGGUCAAGCUUGAUUUCUUGCCUUUGAGUUUACAGAAAGGAUACAGCGUAUAGUGAACGAGCGGUUAUGUAAAUUAGAACUCUGACAAAGUGAGGAGGAGGACUUGAGGCAGCCCAGCAGCUCCUCGGCUGUUCACACAACCAAAUGUGUCUUUAUUUCCUGACUCUCCAGACCGUCCUGACCAACAGAAAUAAGAAAUGACUCCUUUCCUAAUAUGGACUUGAUAUGACCUGUGUGGCUCGGUUAACCCUGGUGUCAGUUUUGCUAUCAGAACCACAUAUUUAACACUGAUUGGUAGUGAAAAGUGUUAAUUUUCCAGAAAGAGUUCAGUGUUACAAAGAUUUAUACAUUUUCAACAUUCAUACAUCAUUUGAACCUCUCGUACUGUAAAAAUCCUUUUGGGCUCACAUUUAGAGUUUGCUAGCUGCUGUUGGUUGAGGAUUUGUCUUUUUUGCAAGUUCACCGGCUCAGGCAGAUAAUAGGCUGCCUCCGAGGUGCCAGGGUGACUAAUCCCCUGGACCAUAUGUCAGCGGCUUGUCAAGCCCAGAGCCAGAGCAGCAGCAGGACUGAGCUAUGCAGGACAGGAAAACACAGAAACACUGUGCAUCCACAUGUAAGCAGACAUUGAGUGUUAGCUCUUUUACAUUUUUAUCUGUAGAUAGUGUGUUAAUGUUUGUGCCUGGUUGUGAGUUUUCAUGGUGAUAUUGACAGGGGGAAAUUUGUGAAUAACUGUAACGCUUCAGACUUUGGAGAUAAGAUAAAUUGGAAGCUUUUGACCAAACUGAAAAUAAGUUUUAGUGAGUUAUGAGGCUGCAGAUCAUCAUGAUACAAGUGUGACGCAUCUGGGUGUUUGGAGCCAUUGCCAGGUACAAGCCAGCUGUUGUAGCAUCACUGUGUCGCUAAUUGUAACCUGUCGUCAUUCUAGGAGACAGCAGCGGCCUCAAGGAGGGGGAGGAGGAGGAGGUGGUGGUGGUGGAGGAGGAGGAGGGGGAGGAGGAGGAGGGAAGAACCAACCUCAGCUGAUACAACAACAGUCACCUCAGCACCAGAGGGACCAAACCCAACAACAGUCCCCAAACCAACAUCAGCAGAGCCUAUCAGAACAGGGAGAUAACAGAAACAACAGCGCUGGUCGACCACCUCGCCAGUAUCAAGGAGGACAUGGACAGCGCCAAGGUGGCGCCUCACACCAUGGAUAUAGCCAGAACCGGCGUUGGCACCACAAUCAGAAAGGCCAGGGGCAUGGACAGACAAACACUCCAGCUGACAGAGGAGUACCCCCAAGAACAACCAAAGAGACCGAGAAUGUAAAAACAGGUGACGAAAUCAGAUCACCUCAAGACUGCAAAAGCAAGAGUCCCAAUGAGUCACCCAAAUCCGAGUCAACGCCCAGUAAAAACAUUUUCCCAGAUCCGGUAGUUAGCAGAGAAUCACCAAAUCCACCAGGAGGUGGGAAGGCAGGCGAGGGCCAGUCGGAGCGGCCCAAAAUCAGCCUGCUGCAGUCUUCAAAGGAGAGGCUGAGGAGGAGACUAAAGGACAAGGUACCGAAAAGCUGCUUAGAGCCUGUCAGUCAGUAUUAAGGCAAUCAGGACUAAUGUGUAUGUGUACACACACGCUACCAUGUAGUCUUAUAAUUACUUUCAUUAUGUUCACACACCCAAACACACACACACACACACACACACACAUUGCCAUUAAUAUACACACACCUUUCCAUCACUGCUUUGCUUUAGUCAUUCAUCUACUUAGUUUCUUGGAAUUCACAUCAACACACCCUGAAUGGCAGGGAGGGGAGUACAUGUUCAUGCUGAUGAGGCGAAGAAACCAAAGAGGCAUUAGCUUAACAGUUCUGAUGUUUUCCACUAAACCGGCAAGUUAACCUGUAAUGCUACACUUACAGAUCACUCAUUACCACCAGGGUGGGUUUGAUUACAGGAAAUUUAUAAACACAACCGCACUGACACCAGUGAAUCCAGGCUGGGAGAUCUUUUUUAUUUUCCUUUCUUUCUUUGUAUUUUCUGUCAGCCAUAAUAUGCCGGAUGUUUUCAGUAGAUGACAAGUUAGGACUGCAGCCAGCCCACUUUUGCACAUGGACUCUUCUGCUGUUUUGUCACGUGCAGAAUGUAGUUUGGCAUUGCCGAGUGACUUUGCAUGGUCUGCCCUGAAACAGAGCAGGAAACCAGGAUAUCAAACAAUCUUUCAUCAACUUUUUAUCGAUCAAAAGUCCUAAAAACUAGUUAAAUUACUGACAUGAAGCUUUGCAAUCUUUUACCAAGGAAAAUUUUUUUCGACACAUUUCAACUGUUUGCUCAAAGUCUUUUGCAGAGCGGUAAAUCUCCUCCCACCUUUCCUUCUGAGAGACUCAGCCUCUCCUUUUUACUCCGAAUCAUGGAACUAAUCUGCUGCAAAUUAACAUAAUAGGUUGUUCCCCCCGGAUGUUUUUCAGCAUUACACAACUUUUUCAGUUCUCCCCAUUAAUACAUUUUGGAAACGUUGCAAGCAUCAAAAAUGAGCAUUUAUUUUUCAUGUAACAGUAAAAUAAGAUUAGAUGAGAUAUUCCUUCAUUUGUCCCACAAGGACUGCUGUAAAUUCAAAAUUUACAGCAGUGAUAUAUACAAAAGAGACAUUAAAGAAUGAAGAAACUUAGGAGGUAAAAGAUUAAAACUUAAUCAGUUCCAACAUUUAGUACUCACCAGUUUUUCUUGACAUAGCAUCAUACCUUUUUAUGAAAACAGGCUUGUACUUUUUAUAGCAAUUUAUUUACACAGAAACUCUCAAGGCUUCCUCUACAACUAUUCUGAUUUAUGUCGUUUACAAUUUUGUUUUCCUUUGCUUAUAGUUUGUAUAUUUUGCUUUCUCUGUCCCAUUUCUGUUAACAAAAAUAGGACCUGAAACAACUGUAAAAUCUCAGAGUAAACAAACCUCGAUUAAUACACUCAUAACUUUAUUUAUUCAUGACUAUUCUGAAACGAUUGACAAAUUCACAUUUGUCAAAUCUGAACUCUUUUUACCACCCUCCAUCAUCAACUCAUUUUCUGUCCCAUCUCCCGCCACAGGAGGACUCACGCGUGGAAGCAUCAGGCUCCGGAUCACAGAACAUGGACCGGCUGGUGGAGCUCCUCAACAGCAUGAGGAGCAACAGCAGCGGGGUGGAGCAGCAGCUGGCUUCCUUCAUGGAGGAGGCGCAGAGCUCAGCGCGAUCAGAGGAGACCCUCGCUCAGGUGGUCAGUGCCAUCUACUCCAAAGCUGUGUCAGAUCGCAGCUUUGCCGCCACGGCUGCCAAACUCUGUGACAAGAUGGCGCUGUUCAUGGUCGAGGGGACCAAGUUCAGGUCGCUGCUCCUUAACAUGCUGCAGGUGAGAGAAACGGGAGGAUGUCGGUGCUGGUUAUCUAACUCAGUCUUAAAACUCGUCAAUAUACUGAUCCCUCAUUUAUCCACUGUGCAGUUUUAAUCAACACUUUUUCUUGACUAAAUGGAUUCACCGAUUGGAUGUUGUGUCCUUACUACUGUGGCAAGGCUAUGCCACGGAUGUCACAAUAUGCUGUAUACUAAUACCGUGCUAACAAUAAGCAAAGGAUGACACCAUGACUUAGUAGUAGUGGUUCUUCGACACGAGUUGCCACACAUCACACAAAAAAGCAGAGACAAGAUGCAGCAGCUACUCGCAAGUCAGCUUUAGCAGCCCAUGAGAGAUGAUUAGACUCUUUAAAAACUGACAGUCCAAGAUUGUGAAUCAACUUUAGAGCCUGUGCCUCUCCGGGUAACUACUAUCAAUAUAAUUAUAUAACUAAUACUAAUCAAAUAAUACUAAUUUGAUAUUUGUACUUUCAGGCUGUUCUUUGUCGUGUCAUAUGCUUCAAAAUUACAACACAGGAAAUAAAUCAACCUGAACACAACAGGAAAAAAAUAUCAAAAUAACAGCAUGACAGUCAUUAAUGAGGCAGAAUCUUCACUGGGGAAUUUUCCGUUACAGGAUUAAUGAUGUGGAAUAUCAUGAAUUUAAACAUGAUCAGAUAAGUUUUUGCAUUUACUACUUGAGUUUAUGUCUUGCCUUUCCAAAAUUUAACUUUAACUGUGAAUUGAAAUCUGAUAUUGCGAAAGCUCGAGCAGAAAUAUUUUUUUAUGGCACUUGUUACCGUUGUCCUGUUGUCACAUAGCAACAAGUGUCAGUGUUAGACGCCAUAUCUGAGCACUCAUCUGCUAAUGACAGCAGUGAGCAGCUUUCGGACAUUGUUCACUGCAGUUUACAAAACAAUACAAAUACAAAAGGAGGUCAACUUAUUCUUAAUGUCUGUUGCCACUCCUUUGCUGCUCAACAACAGUGUCAGCUUGAUUUCCACUCACUGGUUUCUUUACAGCUACUCUGUCUCUUUGUACUAAGACACAAGGAAAGGUGGAGGACGCCCUCAAGUUUGCUGAGAGAGUUUCGAGCCCGUUUUAUUUGUACAGCACAUCUCAUACAAAUGAACACCCAAUGUGUUUUCCCUCACUUGAGAUGGUUUGACCUACUAUGGGAGUCCCACCUGAUGCGUUUCCGUGACACUAAUAUAAAGAGCGGCGUAUCACGUAUCGUAGUCCCCUGCUGAUCCCACCCCUUUUGAUAUUCAGUCAUGAGACAAAAGACCAGCAACUCAUUUUCUUAAAGAAGUACCUGCAACCUGGAGCUAAGCUGCACAAUUCAUCCUUGAUCAUAAAAAGCCUGCAAAUCCAGAACCAGAAUCUGCUUUAUUAACCAAAUAUGUGCACAUAUACAAGGAAACUUACUCCAGUAGACAUUGCACUCUAUGUACAGACAUUAAACAUAAAAUAUAACACAAAUGUGUACAAGAUUACUGCAGACAUUUAAGUCAUGUACACCAGAUCAUUCACACAGGGGAGAUCUGUAGAGCUGAUUAUGCGCUCAAGUAAACUGCUAAAUUAUCUCAUGAAGUUAAAAGGUGAGACUUGCGAUUGUUCAGACUUUUAAAUGUUGCACAUUAUGAACUUUGUGAAGUUGAGAAUUAAUUAUCUUUGUUUUGAGACUAACAAAAACUAUUUGAAGAGACCAACCUUGUGCUCUGUGAGCCUGUUACCAGCUUUUCAUGACAUCCUCUAAACUUGAUUUACAAAUUUAAAAAAAAAGAAAGACAGAAAAGGGUUGUUUAGAUAUUUUGGAUGGAGCUAUGAUAACCCUGAAUUCUUUUUGUAUCUUUUGAACGAAACCACCUUUUAUUCUUUUGAAUAAGCCAAUUGAAUCACUUUUUUUCUAUCCCUCAUCAGUCCACUUUUGAGGCACAUCAGGUUUUUUGACUGCAUGUUUGUCCUCUCUGCAGUUUAAUGCAUUCAACCUUAGACUGAAGAGAAAGCUCUCUCAGGUGGGAGCAGACUGUGUGUGUGAUGCUGUAAAUGUCACUGGGCAAAGUAGCUAAUCCAAACACCCAUGGGAGAAAGAGACCUGCCCCUCCAUUCACCCUCCAUCCCUCCACUUUACAGCACAGUUCCAGUCUUGCACCCUCAAUAAAAAUAUCCUCAUAGCUGUUGUGUACUUCUCUCUUUCCUCCCUCCCUCCCUUCCUUUUCCAGUUCCUCAUGAGCUCUCUAUUACCCCACCACCACCUUAUCGCCUCCUCUCACCCAGAACAGCACGGGCCACUGCCUCGCUACCUCUCCUUGCACACUUCCCCUUUCACUCUACUCUAACCACGCUCCAUCAUGAGAGGCAGACAUCCUCGCUAGAGCUGCAGCGGGCGAGUGAGACAUCGGUGGCGUCUUCAGUUUAAAUGUUUACCCAGCCUUUUACUAGAGAUGCUCUUUUUUUUACACUCCCACACUUUUCACUCGCAGCCUCUCAGUUUUUCCUCAUCCCUCGCCUUUCUUACAUCUGCAUGAUCCCUCCUCUUCUUCUUACCCCUUAUUUUUUCUCCUACUUUCCCAGCUAUUAAGGACCCCCUCCUCGUCUUUGACAUUUUGACUUUUUUUUUUUUCGCUGUAAAACAUUUUAAAUGUCACAACUCGGCUCAUAAAGGCUGUCAUUAAUGAUAUUGCUCCCAGACCCCAAUGUGGGGACAAUUAGUCUGUAACUGUUUGGCUUAUUAAGAAGGAAGGGAGAGGAGUGUUUCUUUUCCUUGCUUUCAUUAAGCACAAAGACUGUGAAAGACUCUGUUUAUUUAUGACAGCAGAGAAAUGUUGUUUAUAUGCCUUCUCAUUAUCUUCUUCACCUCUUUUGUUAUAGUUCAGUCACUGUUCUUGUCUGUUUCCCUUUACCUUGCCAUUUUGUAGGCACUGCGCCAGUAACCUUGAUGGUGUAAGAAAAGAGCGUGUUUGCUUUUUAGUGUUUCUUUUUCUUAAUGCUGGAUCCAUUCAGAGCUACAGAUUCUGUGCAUGUCUGUGCACAAACAGGCCUUCUGUGCAGUUGUACUAGUCUGUGAGAAAAAAGAAAAAAAAAGCUGCUUGUUUUUUUUCUAGUGCUCUUCACUCCUUGGUAACAGGCAGGAAAAAUGAGAAGCAGAGCGUGAUGCUGUGCCUGUUAAUAAAGUUUCAGUUUAACCUGCCGUAUAACAACUUUACAAGUGCGCAUUAAGCAUUAACCCAUAUUAACCCCCACUCUUUCACAGCACUGACACAGUUCACUCCCCUUCACUUUCAAACCACAUUAACAUAUUCUCAUCUACUUCAGGCAGAUAAAAGAAACUCAUGAAUUUGUUAAAUGCAUUUUUCAACUGCUUUUUAGUUUUAAGUACUUAAAGCCAGGAGGUUAAUACAUGUACCACCUACAAAAACUCCCAUCAGAGAGAUCGCUGAGAUGUUGAUGGUGAUUACCGGCACUGCUGACGAAUUUUUGAAACACUAAUAUUCUCUUACCAACCGCCUACCUACCUGGAACAUGUAUCAAAAUCUGAAUGGGGUUGUGUUUUGGUGUUUUUUUUAAUUAUAUUUCUUUUUUUCCGUCUCCCCACAGAAAGACUUCUCUAAUCGAGAGGAGCUCCAGCAGUCGGACGUGGAAAGGUGGUUGGGUUUCAUCACCUUCUUGUGUGAGGUGUUUGGGACCAUGAGGAGCAGCUCCGGGGAGCCGUUCAGAGUGCUGGUGUGUCCCAUCUACACCUGCCUUCGAGAGGUCUGUAACCAGAUCAGCACCUUUUUUUUCUAUUUUUAUCAAUAACUGUGUCAAUGAUGAAUCGACUGACCCCAUGAGACAAAAAAACCUCCAGCUGUGUUUGCACAUUUUUCUCAGCCUAGAUAGAUUCAUGCUCUGAGCUGGUGUUUCCUGUUUUCGGUCAGACCUCGUCUAGACUCUAGACACCACAGCCGGGUUUGGUUAGUGGUGCAACCUGUCGGGACGCCAGUUCCAGGAAAACACGGCGUGACUGCGGGUUCACUUCUCAUUAGCUGGUCAAGCUUAUCUUGCAUGCUCUCCUACUGUCGCCAUGGAAACCAUACAGGGUAGCCAAAGCAGAUGCACGGCCAAACAGAAAUGGUUAAGGACAGCUGGGAUAUCGAAAGGAGAAGUGAGAAGGGGAGGUUAGAGAAGACUGCGGUAAGGUCGACAGUAACUGCGCAGGAAGUUCAGUCAUCAUAUGACAGGUGGAAGAGAAGGAGACAACAUAAUCUCGGAUCAAAAUAGCUUUCUCAUGUUUUGAUUGAGCAUGAGGGUAGAAAUAAUAGCAGCGCUGAUGCACGUGCAAGGUAGAUUUACAGCCUGAUCCACACCUCUGCCGGUCUGGCACUCAACACACACCCUGUGUCUCGCUAACAAGUACAGCAAUCAACACACAACUAAUGCCACCCACACCCUGUCUGAGUGUAUGCCCUGGGCAUUAUCUCAGCUUGUUAGACAGCUCGGCAACAUGGCAGAGGGUGUGGAUAUACGGCAUCAUGAAACAUAGAAGCACACCACCAUAUUCCGGCACCAGCAGGGUCAAACGGUGUGUGUUUGUAUUUGUGGAUGUGAUUUAAAGCCCCCUUUUCCUCGAGCCAUGUUCUUCAUUUCUGUCCAUCUGUUGUUUGGUCUAUCUUGUUGUAACAUGUAGCCGUUGGAUCUCAGCUUCAAGCUACAUGCGCUAACGUGCACUCGCCACCGUGUUUGCAUACGGAAGCAUAUGCGCCUGCAGAGUGUGCGUACGCGCGUGUCUGUGAGCGCGUGUGCGGUGGCGAGUUUCACAGCAGCCUUCCUCUGUAGUCGCAGCCAACAGAACAGGAUUAGGUAACCCAGAGGUGUGUUACAACGUGUGCACAGUACAGCUGUAUAUAGACGGGGUUAGCUAAGAAGCAGUGAUGUCAUCCAUUCAUAAGUCAUUUAGCCUCAAACAAUAGUGUUCUUAGAUUGACACAUAAAUGACAGUAGAUGUCCUCAACUAUGUACACACUGAAGCACACCUUUAAAUAAAUCAUACCGCUCUUUAAACGCGGUAACUUUCCAGGCACAUUCGUCACGCCUUGUUUUUUUCUUGUUUUGUUUAUCUGACACAGCAGAAAUUUGACUUCUGAAGAUGGCCAAGUCAUCAGAGUAACCAUCAUCUUUUACUCAUUAAAGGAGCAAUGUGUAGUUAAAAACACACUGGCUUUUUAAAUUACUUCUACAGUCCACAUUUAAAACAUUAGAGAGCCCUGUCUCUGAUGGGUUGCCAUUUCACAGACAUGAAAUUUCAGGCGUAAAAUGAGGCUGAAACUGUACUUAAAAUCCUUUGACAAAUGUUGAUAAGCUAUAACACGUUUGCAUAAACUGUCAAUGUAAGUUUUAUGCUAAGCUGGACUCAUAUCCAUUCAUUUGUUAACCUUGAAUAACUGAUGAUACUUUUUAUUAACUUUUAAUGUGGAGGUUUAUUGAGAAAAUGAAUUAUAAGAUUCCCCUGACUUUACUGCAGGGACACAGCGCUGUGAGAGCAGAUAUACGUGGAGUUGGGGAGCAGAUCGCCAGCUGUUGUACAUGAAUGAUAAUAUUAAAAGCGAGUUUUUGCUGAGCCAAAAGAUCUAUAUCACUAAAAAGAGCCUGAAUUCCCAUCACAAGGAGCAUCUGCACUGAGGUUGUUAAUCUGAAAGAAGAAAGAUUCCAACUGGACUCCGACAUGAAUCACAGUCAACUCGAUCAAGAGCACAUGGCCCUUGUAGAUUUGGGGUAAUCCGUGGAUCUUUAUGGAUAUGACAUGUCUGGAAUGUAUCUUACACCAGACUUGGAUCUUGGGGACACUGUUGCAGAAGGAAGGCAAACCGUCAGACUUGAAACACAUUAACUUUAGUAUAAGUGUGAACAACAGAAUAAGAGGAUUUAUGGUUAUCAAAGUCGAAAGCUUUUCUAACAGAUUAAAGAUUAACUUGAGUUUAAGUUUUAAUUAACCAGCUGGUCUGGCUCAUGAUUAGCAGUUAGCUCGUGUUAAAAGUAAGAGCCAGCUGAUGCUUUAACAACUGCGAUCAUGUAGCCAUGUAAAAUUAGAAGUAAGAUUUUUGCUAACCUGUCAGCUGUUUGAUUAUCUAAAUCAUCUGUGCACUAAUCUCUUGUAUUUUUCAAAAACAUCUUUCAUAUGUAUCCAUGUUGUGUCACAUUUCUAAGAAAGUAGGGCAGAAUCAGUUCGUGGUGUCUUGGACCAAUUUUUUUUUUCCCCAAACUGGUCUCAUAUCUGGCGACCCAAGGGGCGUCCAAAUUGGUUGUGCGGGGUGACUCAAAACUGUCGACCGAAACAUAAAACAGACCAUUCAGUUUUAGAAUCAGAACUUUUAAUGGAAGAAAUGCAGGCUGCCAUAAAACAGCUGAACACUGAGCUGAGAUUAAUUCUACAAUAAGCAGGACAGACUGUUACACCGCAGAAACACUUGACAUCCACGUACAGUAAGUAUAAACAGAUAUCUCUCAACCAGCACACUUUGUAUGACGAAUGACACUUACUGGGCUUCCUUCUGUUUCGUCGUGUUACCAUGGUUACAUGCUGUAGAGACAUUGCAGAGGGGAUGUAAUUGGACAAAAAAAAAAAAAAAACGUGCUUUUAAACAUAAAUUUUUACUCAGGAUGCAACAAAAAAGUAUGAAAAGUGAUAAUAAAAGAAGCAGAAAACUUAAGUUCCUCUGGCGGCAAGGAAACCCUGUUAGAGCCUGUACCAAAAUACCCAUUUUUAUAUAGCGGAAUUAAUAAGAACUUUCAGUCUCUGUUUGCUCCAAAGCUAAAGGGUUACUUCACCACCUCUUUGUCAAACCAGUUCCUUCAACUGAUGUUUGUGGGCUUCAUAACUCCUCUUCUAAGGGUUGAAGUGACUGAGACUACAUCCAUAUUUUAUACAGUCUGUGUAAAGCACAGUGAAUACUGAGCUCCACAGGAAAGAUUCAGACACUGACUUUGUAUCAACGCACUUUUCCCAUUACCCACACACAUUACAACAAUAGAAACCAACAACAACGUCUUUCCAUGGACGCAGAACAGUGUCGCUCGGUCUGAAAGUCAUUCUGUUUCAAAAGAGUGAGCAGGGUCUUGAUUUAUCAGGUAAAACCGCCUUUUAUUGAAGAAAACAAGCAGCAUGUGGCCAAAAGUGGCCUUCAUCAGGGUAUUAGUUUGCAGACAGUGUGCACGUCUACUGUGUCUGGCAGUGACCUCAGGAGCUAUUUCUGGGAUCCUAUCUUGGUAUCCCUCUGUAAAAGUCGAUCAUAGUCAGACUCAAACUGUCAGACUAUCCAGACAAAAUUUAUAGACGUUUUACCUGAAAUAUUUGCAGGAUAAAUCCAGCGUUUAUUUUGGAAAGUUUACAGGCCUCUUUGUAUGAAAGUAUUUGAAGUCCAGUCCUGAUUCAACAGAAGAAGGGAAGUAUUAUGUAAUGUCACUAAGAGAAGUGUUGGUCCUGACGCUAGCCCUGCUGUUGCUAUGCAACAAUUGGAAACCAAAUUUAAGUUAAAGCAGACAUAAAUUUAACCUCUGUGCGUCAUUAGUAUACUGAUGAGACAUUUUCCCUCUCUCUGUAUUCAUAACUGUCUCUUCUUGUAGCCAGCACUAUGAUUUCAAGAUGAGAAAUACACAAGUAUGCAUACGUUUGAGUAAUGAAGUCAAACUGAAAGAGUGAUGAAGCCUCAGCAGGACAUUUAAAUGAAUAAUAAUGUUUUUCCAGCUGCCUUCAUUGAGUCACUCAAGGUGUUGCUGUCAUUGGGUGUAUUUUUUCCAUUUAGUGCUGUGAGAUCACAGCCGUCCUAGUUUCUGUGGCUUUUUUUUUGUUCCUGAUCAAAUGCCUUAUGAGUAAAAAUACAAUAAAUGGAAAUCACUCAGAAUCCCAAGGUUUCCCUGCACAGCGCUCUUUGUUUCUAUAUGAUGUAACCAGAGAUCUGGCAGCUCAGAGCUGUGACAGAAACAGUUUCUUUCUGCGUGUUAUGUUGUGACAGCGACAGAGCUGAUGGGACACUUGAUUAUAUAUGAGUAUACAUUAGACCGUUUUGAGCGUAUUGAGUAAUAAAAGUGCACCCUGGACUCCCCAGAGAACUCAUUAUGAGGAAGUCCCGCUUGUCACAGCUCUUCUGCUCUGGGAACGUCAAGACUCGAGUUCCCACAUCAAACAGCCCCACUGUCACCACACCCGUCUGAGCUUAGUGAGGAGCUGACGUCUGCAUGAUAGGAGGAAUACCAUUAAGCUUACAGCGUGGAAAUAACAGACCAACUGGCGCUCAAUGUAAAUAGUAGCAUCGGACAGUAGUAAUGUUUAUUAUAUCACAUAAAUGAAGUUUUAAAAGGCGCUAUAAGGAGUUUUGAACUAGUUGAGAAAGUGACAAACUGUUACUGAUGAUGGUUAAUGACCUUCAGGAGCAAAAGAGAUGGUACGCAACAAGGCUAUCGGAUGAUUGACAGCAAGCUGAUAAAAACAGCUUUUUAAUGUUUUUCAUGACAGUUGCUCACAGUGAAAUGAAUGUUGCCGACCUUUUGCUUCUCUAUUUAUUCCCACUUUAGUAACGACCACACGAUAGCAAUACACAGCGGUCUCAGGAGCCACACACAAACCUCAACCAAAACGCCACUCUAUAGCCACAACUAAUGCUCAGAACAGCACCAAACUUCAUCAACAGUACAUAUAGGGUCCCAGCCACAGUUCUAGCCACCAAACAUCUUUUUAACUUUGCCUCAUUUCUUUAGCAAAGAGACUAAACACAACUCACCCACUCUCUUCCAGCAGCCGCUUGUUUGUAGCGAGACCUCAGGCCAGUCCAUUAAGGACUACAGCGGGGUGACACAGCUCAAGGAAGAACAUUUAUGAUCAUUUCUUUAUCAUUUUCUUGAAGUAAUAAUCACCAUAUCAAUAAUUUUUCACUGCAGACGCGGUAGUUCUUCUGCCUUAGCGUCUCGGUCUGAUUGCAUUUCCAUGAAGAAAUUAUCAUAAAUGUUCUUUCUGAUACAGUAGAAUUAAACUUUGGUGGCAUUGUUUGGUUUGAAUUUAUGCAGUAGAAUGGCAUCUUGAACAAAAUGAAAUAUAAGAAUAUUUACCAGUUUUUUUCCACUGAUUCUGUGGAUUUAAACCCAAAAAAAGUCUUUAUUUUUCAGAUUGCCUCUCUCAAAACAAAACAAACAAAAAACACCAAAGAGUCGGUGUGGCAUGAGUGCCUCUUGAAAGUUGAUUGCAGAUGAUUAGUAACAAAAUCCCUCCAUUCAGCUCUGCAUGUUUACUCAUAAAUAAGUUAUAAAGCAAAAUAAUCUUACUUUGAAUUCAUGUUUCUGUUCUUCUGGACCAUUAAGUCCAAUACUCUCUCUCUUCUUGCUCAGCUCGAAGUAUAAUCAUGAUUAACAUACUAACUUGUCAUUAAUCAUUUCAAAGUGAGAUGAGUCAGCGUCACUGCUCACCACCCCUGUAAUCAUGUUUGACGUUGCAUCAUCACUUAUAAUUAAACGGAAACUUGCCGUCUUUUCUUGCAUGUGUUUGUCUUAACGUUACGCUGUAUGUACACUACCCAUAAUGAUACUAAAAGUAAACACUUUGUCGUCCAUUAGCAGUCUGACCUUACCGUGUUAAUGAGCACCGGGGCAAGAGGGAACACGCUUGUUUGAAAGCCUCUCCUGCUUAGCCAGUGUAGCAGCUGCAGCAGCGACGCAUGCAUGUGCAACGUUGCACAUCCUGAGAUGUGACUAUCGUGCAUAUAAGUUACAGCUGCAAUACUCCAACAAUAUACUGUUAAUCCUUGCACAGCACAUGACUAUAUGUUGCUGGUUUGGUUUCAUUUAGUGAGAUAAUGACACAAAACAUUUGAGGAAGUUCAGUAAAGGAGGGGGCCAUUUAUGUUUUUCUAUGAUCUCACCUAUUUGUGAGCAUUUGUACAGAUUUUACUCAUCCUGUUGCAGGUUUAACGGGAAAUCUGACUUUAUCCAUAUUUGUGCUUCUUCCUCUUUCAGUCUAGUGAAAGGCAUGGUUGACAAUAUGAGAAGCAGUUGAAAAAAAACUGAGCCGUUGAGGCAGAUUUUAAAAAAAGCGUCCCAGCCCACACAAAAACCUCUCCCCUCUGUGCGGCACGAUAACUCUCCCCAAAACCUGUAUCGCCUCCCCACGACAAACCCCCUCUGGCAGAGCAAGAAGCCGGCCGGCGGAAGAUCCUACGCUAGCUUUAAACAGCGACUAGCGGCAGUAAACGUGAGCAUCGUCUGCAGCUGCGUGGACAGCUACCAUGUUGACAUAACGAGAGACUAAUAAGAGUUAUUUUUGUUACACGUACCUGUUCAACAAAAACUCUUUGUGUCCUGUUUUUGCAUCCUUCUCCAUCACAGCUCCCGUAGCUAAGCUGCUGCGCUACUUUUAGCCACUCAGAGUUCCGAUAAGAGCUGGGAGAGUGGAAGGUAGUCAGAAUUACGGGAGAGGGGUGUGUCAAAUACAGCGAGGUGAUUGGAUGGAGAGGUGGAGCAGAAGAUUUACCAAUAGGAGCUGUCCGGGAUGGUAGGGGAAAGUCCCGCCUCCUUUGUCUCUGAUUGGCUAGAAAAGCUGAAAACGCCAUCACACACUCAAGCCAAACGCAGGCUGUCAGCGAUGAUCAUCCAACAGAACAUUAUAGCACUUCUGAAUCUCCUAACCCUAACUCUUAUCCUAACCCUAACCUGACAGACGAUGACGUUUCACCGCCAUAAGGAAUAAUCAAUUGGAGCCCAGCACUUCUAGCCAAUCAGAGGCGAAGGAGGGCGGGACCUUCCCCUACCAUCCUCAAAAAAAAAAAUUCACGUCUGGGACAGAUGGCUCCUAUUGGUCAAUGUUUUUGUAGCCCUGCACCUGCUAGGGUGAACAUUUAUUUUUCCGUUCUUUUUUCUCUUCACUUUGUGGAGAUCGCACUAUAGGACCAUGAUCGCCAUAUAAACGAGGUUCAUAAUAAUUACCAAUCUCUCCCAUCGUCAACCAUGUCUUUAAAGCUGAUCUUCAGUCACGAGGACUAAUACAGCCUCAGAGCUGGUAUAAAGAGUAUUUAACAAACCUCCUCUCUGCUGUGAUCUAACACUGGAUAUUUACAGUCGGUACAGUCGGGAGCCUGUGUAUCCCUCUGCCUCCCCUGACGCUGCCCUUCCUGCAUUGUUUAAUAGUACCAGUUGUAUGCCCAUCUGUGCACGGGGGCCCACUGUCAGGGGGAAGAGCCAGCUAGCAUGUUUACCAGCCCCACGGUUUGUUUUUGGCCUUCACCAUGUGUGUACAGUAUUUGUGUGUGUGUAUACAGGGAUAUACAGUGUGCAUAAAGAGAGCCUUGAUGUGUGAUGGUGAGCUCGCUCGCCAGGAUGAAAGCCCGCCGUGUUGACUUCCAAGAUUUCAGAUGUUUACGUAGAAAAUAUUUACUAUCGGGAUUAGCUCUUUUCCUUUCUCUUUCUCUUGUGAACUGAUUAACACGCACAAACACAAGCAUUUGCUUAAUCCCCCCCUACGCAUGUGGCCUCCAUCCAAAUGAACAUACAUUAAUAUAUCUGCUAGACUUGUCAGGUUUGCCCACUCACUGUGCUUCCUUUAGGAUUCUACAUUUGGAUUUGUCUUCUCUCUCUCUCUCUCUUUUUUUAUUCGUGCAGCCUUUGAAAGUCCUGGUAUGUAAUGAGAGUGUCUGUUAUUGUUUUUCUUUCAGCUGUUGGAGUCUUCAGAUGUUAAAGAAGAUGCAGUCCUCUGCUGUUCCAUGGAGGUAUGGACCACGCAACACACAAGCGGUUCUCUCCUGUGUGUCUGUGAAUGAAAGGAUGAGGCUGAUUUUAACAACAAACUUACAGCAAACGGCAGAACAGCUGAUGCUAGUUAACUCAUUUUAACACAGAGCCGUCAUUAAAGCUGUGCUUUUUAUUAAUGCAGCAGUUUCGAGCUUUCUUUUUCAAAGUAAUGCGAAAGUAGAAUUAUGGAUUAUGAAAAGGCCUGAACUUGUUUUUUACCCAGUUGCAGGAUACGUGUAAAAUUUUAAAUAGAUGUCGACAAAACUUGAAAUAAAACAAUGAAAACUGGCUGAAAAAAAGAGAGGAGAAAGGACGAAGAGUUAAGAUGAAGUAAGAAGAAGCAUAGCACAACCAGAAGACUCACACUCACAGACACACACACACACGCAGCUCUAUGGCCAGAGGGUGUGCAAACCUCUGCUGUUUGACAGUAUCCACAGUAACAAGGUGCCAGACGUUGUGUUUUACUCUUACUGAGGGACACACACACACACUUUAUCUCUGACCUGCUGCCUCCUCACAUCACACCCUCCCUCUCUUUCUUUCUUUCUUCCUCCCUCCUUCCUCUCUCCUCUGUCCUCUUUUCCAGCUGCAGAGCAUGGGGCGCCUCCUGGAGGAGCAGCUCCCGGAGAUGAUGAUCGAGCUCCUGGCCGCCGUCAGGGACAAGAUGCUCUGUCCGGCCGAGUCCCAGCUGACCCGCUCGCUGCUCAUGGAGGUCAUCGAGCUGCACGCACAUCACUGGAGCCCGCUGGAGGCUCUCACCACCCAGUACUACAACCGAACCAUCCAAAAGCUCACCACCACCACCUCGACCACUGCCUAGGUGCAAGCUGCCUGGGAGGAGAAGAGACCAGACCCCCCCACCCCCAGGGAUGAGCUUCAAAUAGAUUUACCAAAACACAGAAAUAUAAGAAGCAGCAUUUCUCUUUAAUCUUAAUAAUUUCAAGCUUUACAUGAGGGUUGAUUUUCGAAUUCGAUCAUUUCCCUACAACCACUGCCUAAAACUCACCACACAUCCCUUUAAACUGGGAGUCCUGGGCUCUUAAAGCGACACUACAUGUGGUGCUCAAACCCUGAAAAAAAGGGUCUUUGACACAUAUUCAAGGAAACAGUACAGGGUGACUGGCCAGUAGGGGCGUUCUUGGCCACACAGAGUCCUAAUGCUUGUCUGGCAGAGGGAUAAAAGAUCGGAGAGGGGUCACCCAGGGGGGAGAAGGAUAGGGGGAGAGGGCAGCAGCAGCCCGCCCGUAGGGAAUACAGAGAUCUCUACCCAAAGAUGAAUGGAGGAUGGAGAGAGGGGUAGGGAGGAGGGUCGGGGUAGUCCGUGUCAGUCUGUUCAUUGUGCUCAUUUACCCCACCACCCUCCCCCCUUCGCUCUGUCUUUCUCUCCUCCCCCUCCUCUGUCUCUCCGUCAGCCCCUGGGGUCUGUGUGGCUGAUAAAAAAAGGAGCAGGAGGAGGAGGAGGAGGAGGAGGCAGGGGGCAGACACGGUGCUGUCUGUCUGGGCCGUCUGCCCCACCGCCAGGCCAGGGGGGGACCAGGUCAAAGGGCCUCGCCGUGGAGCUCCCUACCCCCCCAACUCCCUAAGCGCCCCCCCUCCUUGCCUUUGUCUCCCCUAAACUCCCCCUCCGACACUGCCUCACCCCCCCAGCAGGAAGCCUUUUUAUGGGGAUGAGACAGCGAGCCUGCUGGGCCGGGCUGGGCCGGGGAUAAGGAUCAGGCCGGCUGGAGCAGGGCGGCAGAUGGCUGCUUGAGCCCAUGUGAGACGACACACCCCCUCUGGCACCCCGACUCCCUGAGCUUCGGGGUGGUGUCACCCACUGAGAGCAGGAUGGGGGUGCAGCAUUAGAAAAGCAUUAAAUCAGACAGUGCUGAUAAUUCUUUUGUUUUCGUCCUAAAGGGGAACGUCUCUUCUCCUCCGUUAAGCCGUGCAUGUCCACGCUUUGUUAACCGCGUCAUCGAUAUUAUUAUAUUGUUAUUUUUUUAAUCAUUUAGUGUUUUUACCGUCAUUUCAUGAUGAAGUCUUGUUUUUACUCUGAGGUGUAUGGAUGAGGUGUUAGCGGUAGGUAGGCCUUAUUGCACAGGUGUGAUUUCUUUUGCACUGUUUGGAGGAAAUUUGCUUUAAAAAUUCACGAAAAGAGCGAAAGUUUGAGUUUGAAUCAGUGCUCGUGGAUGAAUCUAGGAUACUUCUGUAGUGGGAGAUGAUGUGCUGAAGGAUUUUAGGAAGUUUUAACAGACUGUGGCCUUGUUGAUCCUACGUUUUUAUAGGCUCUCUCUCGUUUCAGUGGAGGGCAUGCUGAGAACUAAACAGCUGGACUUAUUUACAUCUUUCUGUUGCUGAAGACAAAAAAAAAACACACACAUCUGAAGAGGAAAAAAAACAUUGAUGUGAUGACAAAAAGAAGAGCAUGGCACACGGAGAACCCGGCGACGUUCUCCUCCUCAAGCCAUUCUUUGCAGUGGACAUUUUGCAAGUGUUUCAUAAGGACUGUACUUGAUCUUGCUUUUGUUUUUUUUGUUUUUGUUUUUUUGAGGAAAACUACUAUUAACCUGUGUAUUUGAAGAAGACCGUGAUGAAAAGAAGAAAUCUAAUUGUACAACCUCAUUAGCUAGUCAUACGUGGGACCUUCGUCCAGCUAACUAUGAUAUUGACGUACCAAGCCAAUCAUGUACCAUUUGUAAAUGGGCUCUAUAUAUUAAUCUGCAUUCAGUAUAUUUACAAGUAUUUAAAAACACUGAGGAAGAGGAGGAGGUCAGCGCAACAGUGAUGUCACACACAGGAGGAGUUAGAGGUCAGCCUUCUCAUGCAUUCGUAUCAGGAACUAGCUUAUUGUUUUCGGGGAUAGUCGUCCAUGCACAUGUACGCACAUGCAUACACAUACACAUACACAUGCCUAGUUUCCCAUUGAAUCUCUGUGGGCAGUUUUAAGUGUUUUUGUAUUAUUUCUUUGUCUUGCAUCAAGAAUUAUGAUCCUGUGUGCUAGAAACACACUCAGAAGAUCAGUUAGGAAAGAAGGGUGAUUUAAAGCUCCGAAUAAUUUUUUUGGGAGGUAGAGCAUUAUCGUCUUUUACGCGCGUGUCUGCUUACCAAGUGAUUUGUUUUAAUGUUUGUCGUCUCUAUUUUAUUUCUAGGAUUCUAUUUAAAUUAUAUUUAGCUCAUUUAUAUGAAUAUAUAUGAUUUUGAGUCUGGUGGGUUUCUAGGACUUUGGAGACAUUUGUGAUACCUAGCUUGCUGGCAAGUGUGUGAGUGCGGUAUUACUGUGUUUUUAGUUUUUUGAAGAGGAAAAAAACGAAAGACCCACCGAUGUGUUUCCAUUAUGCAAAGAGCCACUCGCUCUCACAGCAGAUGGGGGCAGGUGGGGAUCCCCUUUCUCUCCCCCCCCCCUCCUCACCACUCCUCGUCUGUGCCCCGCGUGCCCUUAGACCCCUCUGCUCGGGUCACAUGACUCACUCUCGACGAUUGAAUGAGACGCACCUUCAUUUGCAUAUUCUCAUAAAUAUUGGAGGAAAAAAAAAAACAAGGCUCCGGUGAGCGCACAGACGAGAUGUAGGUUGGUUGUAGUGGGUCAUCAGUGAGCGCUUGUUUGUUUUGUUUUUCUAAGCAACUGAAAAAUAAACUAACAGAAAAAAAUAGAAGUGACCAGAAGGAGCGUGUGUGUUUUUAAUUCUCUGUGUGUGUGUGUGUGGCAUCAUAAAGAAAUCCACCCGUCACAAAAGACAGUUUCCUCUGCCGUCAACGUAAAGACUGCGUAACUAAUCCCAGCACCGCAGUAGGUCAUUAUGCGAACAAUUCAUACACAAGCACACUGGAAGUCCUCAUCUACAUGUCUUCGCCUUUACACCGUCACACAUUAUACACACCACGCUUCAGAAUUGUAACCACUGUGUGUGUGUGUUGUAGGUCGCCCUUGGCCUGUGGUUAGCCCUGACACACGCCUGGGGCUCCCCCGAUUGUGGGCGUCCCGACGGGGACUCUCAGUGCCGGGGUUGCCUCCCCGCUGAGGACCCUGUUACUACAACCUAUAGAACGUCCUUCAGCGCCCACUCAUAUCAGUCCACGUUACCCCCCUGAGUCUGAGUAUCUGAAUGAAUGUAUGAAACACUUUAAAUGGAGCUUUGUGCUUCCUUGGCAGAGAUGGCUGUAUGGAUGGUUCCUUCUGAUCCCAAACAACAAACAUCAACUAUAAGCCACUCUUUUUUUAUAUAAUCCCAGGGACAAUAGAUGAUAUUAUACAGGAAUAAGCCAACUCUAGCAGCAUAAGCAAUGUAAAGAGGAAGAUUAAUUCAGCUGGAAGAUGAGGGGGUAAACCGAGUAUGAGGGAAGACAUGGCGAUAGACAAAGCAGAAAAAAAAGCUGGAGGAGGAGACCUAUGGAUAUUUAUAGAAAUGGCUGGAUCUCAGGACAGUAUGGGGGAGCCUAUGGAAAGAGAAAAUGCAAAUGUUGGAGGAAAGACAGAGCCAGCCCUGGCUGACAAUUAGCAUCACGGUUAAUUUGGCCCUGUGCAGUGAAAACAGACAGCUGAACAGGAAUGUUCGCCCUCGGGGAGGAUGUCGCACUGGCUAGCUUGGCUGCUGGAGCAUAAACUGUGA